AGAAAGUGGGUGAAACACCUCAUUGGACGGAGCAGCAGCGUAAUAGUUAACACGCGGGGAGUUUCCUCGGCUGGGAAGUUCAACUUUAUGCACAGCACCUGUUGUGCAGUCAGUUGGCAGUCUCCAAAAACCCAACCCUCUGCGCACAGCGAUAUUUUAUCUCGGAGUCCACCAAGUUAUGACUGGAGAGCUCGCCAGACAACAGAAGGGGUCUCGAUGUUGAGUAGAGUUCCUGUGUACAGACUGUAUCAGGUUUCUGGGCUCUCUCGCUGUCUCUCUCUGUGUGUGAGAGCUUUGGCUGUAAUGCGUAAAGAUCAGCGGGGAUUUAUGCAGACUAGAUGAGGAACGCACCGUGGACGCGCGCUUUAACCAGCAUUCAUCUGCGCUUUUCUAACAACCAUAGAUGAUACGCACAUAUAAGGACGCCUGCACAGUUUAUGCCAGGAUUAUAAUCACUUAAAACCAAACUUUUUAUGACUCACUCUCCAACUUUUAUGCGAAUCAACAACAGGUGCGCACCCCUUUUGCGCAGAGGCGACUGGUCUGGAAGCUUUAAUUUAAGGAGAUAUAAAUUAUACUUUACCCAAAGGAGAACUAAAGGUUAAGAUUAUGUGGAUUCUACUCUACGUAUACCCUCUCCUAAUGUGCUCCAAACAGCACCGCUGCCCCGUUAACGACGCAUAUGUGUGGUGAUACAAACCAUCCCGUCUACAGCGCUUUGUGAUCGCCAACCACCACUCCAUCCAAAUGAUCCUUCCAUUCUUACUCCUGCUUGCAUCGCUUCUCCAACACUAUGGCUCGGAAGCUGAAUCAAGUCAUGUCAGCAAGUUUCACCUUCCAAGUGUGAAGGAGCAGAACGGUGAGUUUGUCACACUGGGUGUUUUCCCACUUUGGGCACAAGCGCUUAUUCUUACGCACUUUUGAUGUACAUCUUGCUUGAGUUUAAACUGCAAUGAAUGAGAGCGUUUGAUUCAACUGAAACUACAUUAUCCAGGGUAGGAAGUUGAAAAUUACCUCUUACCUUUAAAGUGUACACCCCUGUAUGUUUAAGGGGGAAAACCCUCUGAAAUUCCACGUCCCCAGGGAGAACUUUUCCCUGUGAUCAUAAAAAGGGCUCCAUUCAUGCAGCAGGAGCAGCAGCAGCAGUGGCUCCAGGCGAUGUAAUUUUGCUUUCCCUCCCAAAUGCACUGAGCAGCACUAUCAGACUCAGAAAUCCACUUUUAUCGCUGCUGAACAUUAACUUUAGGUUAGACUGAUUAAGUGGUGCUUCUUUAGCCUCUUGAUAGGUCACUUUUGAAGUUUUUAUUGCCAACAUGGGCACCGUGGCUGGCAAGGUCUUUGUUAUUGUUGUACAAUGUGGUGCUGCACGUGCAUGGGCGCGAGCACACCCAUCCAUCUAACUUGGUACAACCACUCGAACUUUUGCAGGAUGCACAAACCUCUGCUUACAGUGCAUGCUAAACAAUAGCAUUAUUAGCCCAAUGUUGUUAUAAAGGUACGCUUUAUUCAUAAGUAGACCACCUUUAAAGCUCCAGUGAGGGAUUCUCCACAUUCAUGAAAUAGACCGAAAUUCAUUUUGGUGCAGUUUUAAAAUAUAUAAAGGCAGAAAAGAAAGGCAGCAACAAAGCUGAUGAUUUUUCCACUGUAAUUUUUCAUGUUUAGAAGCGGUGUGAGAGGGUAGGUGUCAGUGAAGCUGCUUAAGAAAACUCUUGUUUACAUUUUUGAACAAAAAAUUAUUGUAUAAAAAUGUCACAUUUGAUCGUCAACAGUCAGACGGGUUAAAUAUUUUUGUCUGAAGAUAUAAUUUGAGCAUGUAGAGGUCAAGAUAAUUAGACACUGUUUGUCCACAGGGGGCGCCAAAUCUGUUAGAAGUUCCUUAUAGGAGCCUUAAAUGAAUGCAUUUGAAACAGGCAUGCAUAUGUGUUUGUUUUGGUGCGGUUUUAUGAUAUAUAAAAGCAGAAGAAAGUGGCAAUAAAGCAGAUGAUUUUUCUACUGCAAUUGUUAAAGUUUAAAAGCGGUGUAAGUAGCUGCUCAAGAACACCUUUGUUUACAUUUUUGAACAAUAAAUUCUUGGAUAAAAAUGUCACGUUUGAUCGUCAACAGUCAGACAGAUUAAAUAAUUUUGUCUGAAGAUACUAUUUAAGUAGGAGAGGUCAAGACAAUUAGACACUGUUUGUCCACAGGGGGCGCCAAACCUGACAAACGUUAGUUACAGGAGCUUUAAAUGAAUGCAUUUCAAACAGGCAUACAUGUGUGGCUCAGUGAUAGAGUCAGUCAUCUCUCUCAGUCAUCUCUCUGUUGGACAGCUGAGGUUUAGUUCCUUGUCUUCACGCCAAAGUGGGUGUUUUCUCAGCCAUCAGUGUAUGAAUGUGGUAUGAAUGGGUGAAUGUGACAUUCUAAGUUAAAGAGCUUUAGUUUACCAUUUAUUGACUAUUUUGUGUCAGUGUUUUUGUAUGAAAGGCAAAUUUGUUGGCUGUUCUCAAUAGCUUUGUUCAUCGUUGACAUAAUCACUUAUCUGUCACUAACCAUUUUUCGGCCGUCCUAUCCAAGACUGACACCUCCUUUGUAGUUUAAGCUCUUUUGGAGACCCACUAAAUGGCUUCUUGUCGUCUUUAAAUCCAUAUAAUCCAAUCAGAUAAAUUGGUCCAGAUUUAAUUAUGCUGUUUUUGAGGCCGAUUCAAUUAGGCGUCUUCCUGAGUACUUAAACCUUCUUCAUACUUCUGCAUUGGACACACAUCAAGGGUUCAUAUCACCCUGGAGUUAUUGUACACAGCCUGGCAUGAACCUAUUAGAAAAUGUAACCACAGGGUCAUCAGUUGGCUAGACAACAUAAGUGUUAGUCCCAUGUACUGAGGCUAUAUUAAGUGUUUUUAUUACUAUCUUCAUUGUAAUCUUGUUUCUUUUAUUGGCUUCGUCUGUUAUUAUUUUUUGUUGCUGAUAUUGUGAGCACUUUGGGCUGCAUGCCUGUAUGUAUAAAAGGAGUUGAGUUGAGUUGAGUUGAGUUGAGCUCUGGUCCUUGAGACAGCAGUUGCUGGUCAGACUUUGACCCCUUGUUGCAUGUCUUAUCCUACUUUCUUCUCCUCACAGUUCCUGUCUUUCUUUCGCUGUCCAAUCAGAAAAUGCAAAAACCACUUAAAUUCACUUAAAUAAAAGUGCAACCAGAGGAGGAAGCAUUGCACAGUGCAAGCCCUUUGAUUGGUCCACUGGGUAGCAUCCUAUUUCCUACUUUUACAGCAUUUCCAGAAAGAGGCUUUACAUUUCUUCACCUGUGAUCUCUGCACUGAUUUUAUUGCUGUAAGAGCAACUGCUGCUCAAUAUUUUCCAUCCCAAGCUCCAAUAUAACAGGCUUUUGCAAUGGUUUCCUGCGCACAAACAAGCAAAGAACUGGCAAUAUGACUGGCAUAGAAAUUGCACUGCUGACUAGUAUUUUGAUGGCGUCUUGCAGAGCAGCCAAGACACCCUGGUGCAGAUGUAUGUCACGCUCAUGAAGGCGCAGACUACAAAGAAUACAAACGUUUUUUUAAGAAGUGGUGUGCAAAAAGACAAAUUACAGAACUUGAAAACUGACAAUUUUAUGAAUAAAUACCUUAAAACUGAUCAAUAGAUCAUGAUUUCAAUAUAUGAAGGGAAAAGUUUUCUAGUGACACAUUGGCAGAGAUUUACUGGGCAGCAUAAACUGUAAGUGGGACCUCACAGGGUACAGUUCAAAGUCACAGCAUGCCUGUAUCCUGCAGAUGUUGCACUGCUCUAACUCCAUUCAUUACCCAGUCUCUACAGCCGCUGGGUUUGACUGGCCUUGUGUGAGGACAUGCAGCGCUGACUUCACUACAGUAACAGUGAGGGCUGGGAAAUCAGAGCCUCCCGCCGGGACCUCCAGGUUUAAUCAGGACGGCUGAGAAAGGAAAACAACAGGGAGGAGGGAGAGGAGGGGAAGGGAUGAAGGAGGAGGAGGAGGAGGAGGGGUGAUGUUAAACUGUCAAAGAACUCUUUAAAACAGCGGUCACACAUCGGCUGAGGGCGAAGCUGGCUCGGCCGUCUGUAACCUUUGACUGCGCUGCUCACUGUUCUGGCACACUUGAUUGCUGAUGCUCUGCGAGACAAUUUGAUAUCGAUCUGAGGCGGGGGAGGGAGCCAGACCUGUCUGGCAUGUUUAGUAGUAGUUGCCUGGAGAGUUACGGUCCCCAGCCGUAUUAAACUUGGCAAGCGGCUGCUGAUGACUCCAUAAGAUAUCAGAGGGGGCUUUUCUCCCAUAGAGGGCCGGUGCUGUGCAGGGUAACCAUCUGUCACCAUAAAUGACUGAGACAAAAGUCUGAAAAAGGCUCUGAGAGUGGGCUUGAACUCUGAAGUGUAAAUUUAAAGUUUUGUGGUCAUAAAUAAUGUGAACAUUUCCUUCCUCCACCACUUAGGGUUGUGUUACAAUAACAUGUAUGGCACGACAUUUUACAUGUGUUCACCACAUGGCGAUUAGAUUUCAUGGUUAAUAAGGAAACUUUGGCUACAAAUGACAUCUGCAGUUGCGCUAAUGAAAUCGGGUUGAAAGCAAAUGCUGUUUAUCCUGACCACAACCGCAAUCUUGAGCUGUGUCUACAGUUUUCUUGUGAGAAAGUCUCUCUCUCGAUACUUUUACAAAAGGAAAAAUUUAUGGAUUGUGUUGUUUUUGUAGGACACAAGGCUCAUUAGUCCAUGAUUUUAUGAUAGUAUCAUUUUCACCAUUACACACUUAACUAUUGUUUCCUUCAUUUAUAUUUCCAUAAAACUAAUUACAGCAAAUACUGGUUUAGAAAUUGUAGACCCUUACUGAUUUCAGGAGGUGAAAAGUUUCUUAAAUUCCAACUGGGCAGCUGAUUAAUGAAACAAUCUCGGGAAUAAUGAGCUGGUUUUGAGCCAAGAUGAUUAAUUAAAGGUUGUGUGAAGGCUGUUAUAAAGAAUAUUUAACUCUAUCAGUCAUCAUCAGCUGAUUCUGGAUCUGAUUAUCUGCCACAGUGCCGAGAGUCUUAAACAAUUCACAUUACAUGAUGGCACCGUUUCUAAUGAGAACAAUAUUUCAUGAAAGUUUCUGUGAAUAAAACCAUCACAUUGGCGGAUAUCCAAGAUGCAACCAGGCUGAUAGUCAAUACAUUUACAUGCUUAAUAAAAAAAAAUAUAUGCUGUGUACCAGUUACUUCGAAAGUUGGACCUGGGAAUGAGUUGACCUGAGUUGACGGUGUUCCAGUGAACAAGUCGGAAAACCAAGAUAGAAGCUAACUGUUAGCUGUUGUUAGCUGUUGUUGAAAAUUGUCAGCUGUUGUUAGCUGUUGUUAGCUAUACCAGUUGUAAACAAUGCAUAACACUGUAUUUUACUCUUACAUACAAGCACCGUGUUCACAGUUAGAUGUUGGGCAGUACAACAUAUACACCACUUAUUUAAUUUUACAAAAACAAAACAGAAGUGAUAAUAAAUGAUACAUUACAAGAGCAUUCACUGUUACUCUUUACUGUUAAUGCACUGCGCUGCCAUCUUGGAUUAUGACGUUGUCAUCAAGUCAGGGUUGGUGAGGAUUGUCCAACUUCAGGGGGGGCGUUCCAGAUGAAUUUCCGACGUGAAGCUUGGAAAUCCUGACUUCUGAGUACAACUGGAACGCAGUUAUUGGUUCAGAUGCCUUAGUCUGACUGAAACUGGACUUUUAAAAAUCAUGUAGACACAUUAAUUGGACAGAAACUGCACUGCAUUUAUACAGUUUAGAGUUUAUUUUAAACACCAUCCAAAUAUUAAGUGGCCUUAAAUGUUCUUUUGAUCCAAAUAUAAACCCUAUAUUCAGUUUUAGAAUGAAAACCAAAUCUACAGCAUUUCCUCUAAAUUGUAACCUAAACCACAGGUAUGAAUGUGUUUCUUCAUUAUAACUGUUCCUCAUAGACUAAAGAGCUUUGAUUUGUUCUUAAACUACAGGAUUUAUGAUGUGUGUAUCUGCUAUAGCGGCAUUAGUUUAAGUAAUGCUGUCCUCCCUCUUGAGCAAAUAGACUGAGGCAUUACCCAAUAAAGCUCCGGCUGCACCUUGUCUUACAGCCUAUUAAUAAACAGCUCUAUCAAACUGUGCUAUUACACUAAGAUGGACUUUGUUCAUGCUACACUAGGCUGUGAUUUGUUUGUGUGCCAAUAGUUGUAUAACACAGCACCUCCUGCUGAAGAUGCACCUAAGCUUCCUGCUCACAUAGUUCACCUCUCUGUGGGUCUGGCUCCACAUUAUCUUUGUAGGCCACGAUUUCACGUUCACCCAGCCCACCCAGAUACACAGGCCCGGGUCUUAUUUAAAAAUCCGGCUGCAAAUAUUAGUCGGAGAUGUGGAUUACCUGCAGAUAUUCCCACAUGAACACUCCCCCGCGCCCUGAGUGCCGCUGGAGGAAGGUAUGCAACGUGCCAGACCCGCCAAUGAUCACAGAGGCGGCUGUUCCGCUAAAGAUUAUGAGAUUAGAGCGAGAGCCGGGGUCACAAAGGUCACAGGCCCGUGUGGACCGAGUGCAGUUUUCCGUGUUUACAUACAUACAUGAAAGCUUGAAGGUAUAGAGGUGCAUUGUGCAUUCAGUAGGUUAUGAUGCAGACAAGCGAGCGGUUUAUAGUCGGGACUUAAAAACAGGAAGAGAGUGGGUGGCCUCGUAAUGACUGUUUCAGGUGUGAUUCAUUCAUUCAGGGAUCACUGAGAACAGUUGUUUCGAACACUUAAAGAGCCGCACAGUUGAGUUCUGUUGGUCACUCAUGGGUAACUGUGUUAGUUUUUUAGAUCACAGACAGUUGAAGCAGUUUUAAAACUUAAAAAAAAAUGCAAUAACCACUUAGUAAGAGCGUUUAAAAUUCAGUAUUGUGUGUUAUUAAUGCGCCCUGAUGUUAAAUAUUCCAGUUUAUAAUGUAUUCAGCAAGCAUGCAUGAUAUUAUGAUAUAAUAUCAGUGUUGGCAGAUAUGAAAAUGUCUGCUGAUGUGCACGCCCAAUUAUGAGCUUCAACAUGUCAGCAUGGAGGCAUUUUGAAGUGUUGUAAACAGGCAGCAAAAUAACUGCAAUGCUUGUAAAGCCCAGGCAAUUCAAGGAGAAGCAAAACAACACUCCUUUAACAUUACCGGUUUAAUGAUGCAACUGAAGAGCCUUCAUCCUGCAAAACCAAGAGGCAUCAGCUAAAACCUGUCUGUAACUACUCCAUUUCAGUUAUUCCAGCAGUGACUGUCCAAAGGUGAAAGAGCCUGACUUGAAAAAGACAAUUCACCGCUACCAAUGACAAGCAUUGCAGAGUGGUGGAAGAUGCAAGCGUCUAUGUAUACUCAUAAUUUCAAAUACUUUACAUUGGAUAGUGUGAUGCACUUUUCUCCUAAACAAUCAUUUUCACCGCAACUGAUAUUGAAAACCGCAGUGUGUGGCAAAUCUAGUGACUGUGGCAGGCGACUAUUCAUAUCAAAUUUUGGAGCAUAUAGUGCCAAACUAGUUGAAAUGUUGUGCCCUUCAUCAAGAGUACCAGGUCAGGAGAGCAUCAGUGUAUAGCUAUAGGUUUGGUAUCAUAUCAGGUUAUAUGUGUUUGACAAUAUCAGCAUUUGGAUGUUUGCAAAAAUUCAAAAUUGUGCAUUCCUUGUAUUCAGCAGUUUCUCAUGCUACAGUUUGAACUCCUUGACUAUGAUAUUCUGUAUCUAUUGUGACAAAAAGGCCUGUUAGUUUGCUCCUGAAACUUAAAACGGCAGCUAAGGCUCAUGGGUACUUUAGUGUUCAGGCAAGCUCUGAGGAAAUCAAAUAACAGGAGGCAGAAACAAAAACAGAAAGAGUUAGAAGUGCGGACGUUCAUAACAUAGACUUGUUGAAUUAUUGAAUCACUCCAGAGACCUUUAUGUGUCUGGAAAAGCUUUAACUGUAAAUACACACUGAUAAAAGUCUUAAGUUGUUUAUAAGAAGUUUCACAAAGUUAGACAUCAUACUGUUUGAAAUCACAUGUGCAUUUAAAGUUUAAAACUGUGGCAAACUUUCUGUUUCCCAUCCAUUUUUCUCAAAUCCCCCCUGACUAGACCAAACACAAGGAUUUAUAUACUGUAUGUGUAAGCCUCGACUACUGGCAGCUCCAAGUGUGGCCAGCUGGCAUUCAAGUUUCCACUGUGUUAUUGUAAGUGGUUUCCAUAGUGCUUAACUCAAUGUUUUAAUUUGAAAUUAUGAUACGCCUCUUAAACCAGCGAAACAAAACUGGCCGCUCUUGGAAUCUCCAUUCACUCUUUAAUACAGGUCAGAUGUUUCCUGAGCCUGCGUCCCUGGGAAAGCUCGUUUCCAGUGAGAAGAGGCCGUACUUUGAUGGAUAUGCCUGAAUGAAUGAAUGCAGCACUAUGCAGUUAAUCAUUGUAGUGGCCGGUGCAAUUGAAGCUGGUAUGCUUGGCUGAAUUAAGAGCAUCAAAGAUAAUGGACGGCUUGAAUGUUGAAUGAACUCAACGGGAAGUGAAGAGGGGAACAAUGAGACAGAGUAUAUCACUAUAACAUCAGAUGGAAACCGCACAUAGUAAAAGAGGGAUGUUGUAUCUUAUUUCCUCAAUGAAACCAGUGUGCUUUUCCAUGGGAACACUGGAUUUUUGAACUGGUCUUAAGGGCUUGUCCAUCUUGAACGUCAUCAGUUCCCAUGUAAAUAUUUAGCGAACGUAAGAAGGAGAAAAUCCCUAAAUCUGCGUUUAUGACAUUUCCAAGAUAUAAGAACCCUCCGGCACUGAAUACAGGAAGGUCUAUGUCUGAAGGAGUUUUUCCCCUCAACCUCUCACUCUAGAGGGGGACCCAGGAUAACAGUGUCUAUGUUUCCCCUGUCAGCACUAUUUUAACUUUGAGUGCUGUAUUUGGCAAGCAAAGCAUGCCACCGCCUGCCUGCUGUUUGUCAUUUCAGGCAGCGAGAGCACCCACCGUCUCCCCCUCCACCUCUUCAAUCAGCCCAGGGAGUUUCCAAAGGAUCUGGGUCACAGGUUUAAGCCCUACCGGAGAAGAAAUGUUCUCAGCAGACACCAAGUCUGUCUGGGUCGCCUGAAUGGUGAUGUUGUCUUUGUUUGCGGUCAAUGCUGUGGCCGGCGCUGGUCAGAUGAAGUCAAGAAGAAAAGUAACACCUGAGUCACUGAAAAGUGGAUUAGCAUGGUGCCUUGAACCUGCAACAAGGGAUUUAUUGACCACUUGGAGACAGCACCUUGUAAAUACAACCUGAUCAGAGUGAUUCUGGAAGUGUUUUUGCUAAUAUUUGACAAUUCAAGCAACAAUGAUGAUGUUUAUUUGGGGGUUUGACCACUUAACUGUUGUGGAUAUUAUUUUCAUUGCCAUUUAUGGUAUGUUUUCCAUGUCCACCAAGUCUUGGAUAGAUAUGGAGUUGCUAAUGCCAUCCCAGGUUGCUCCAUAUUUCCUGGUUUGUCACUUUUAGCUAACAAAUGCAGUGCACCUUUGACCUCAUUGUGGCAUAUUAAGAAAAAAUGCACUCGACACACUAAGAGAAAAAUACAUUUUUAGUUACAGAUAUGAUUUGUGAGACUGAAUUCCACUGCUGACAAGUUGUCCGAGUUUGAAACUGUAUCCCUCCUGCAGCAUCCUAGACAGUCUCGGAGCCGCCAGCACCACACUUCUUACAACUGUCUUGCUUUUUGUAGCUUUUGUUGUUGUCUGCAGUUUGUGGUAAAGGACUUCUAGCCAAGACUACCUUUUCCAUGAAAUGCCUUUGACUACAGUCAGACUAGCAACUUGAGAAGCAAGAAUGGAGCUGGCGUUGGGAAGAAUUGUCUAAAAUGUGAUUCUUGUGUGUGCCGAUGCCAGAAUGUAGCCAUGCAACAAAGCAUGCCAUCAAAUUCAGAGUACAAGACAUGCUUUUUAACACUUCUUUAUCAUUAAUGCGUGGGUGCAACCAGGUAUUUUAUUGUGUUACAAUAUUUUACCAUGAGGAUGGCACUAAAAGAAACAAGCAACUGCUUCUGUGUGCAAAGCAUGCUGGUCACACAACAAAGCGUCUCAGUCUUGCAGUGCAACUCUCACCCUCAUUAGGUUAUAAUUACACCAGUGUGUUUUGACCAUGAUUUGUAACUAGUGUACAUUAAUCACAGCAAACACAUUUAAGACAGUUCUGGGUUUUAAAAUGGAGGAGCAAGCUAGGCUAAUGUGUCCUGCUGGUUAGCGUAAAUGCUAGCAUGCCAACUCAGCAUUUUUUAAUUAGCAAAUGUUAGCAAAAAGUUAAAACUGAGAGUCUUUGGAAAAAUCAUUGCAGAUGGUUUAAGAUAUUUAAUUAGGCUAACAGAGAAGUUAAGCUAAAGUAGGUUACUGAAGAUAGUUAGCUAAACUCCGAACAGUGUUGCUUUUGUGUGACUCAGCAGAGAUGCUAGCAAGUGAAACAGCAUUAGCGGGCUUGUGAAAUGAAUUCAACAAAGAUUUCUUUGUCUUAAUUCUCCAAAUGAGUGGUUAGAAAUGAAAAUGGAAAAUGAAACACAAGUUUUCACGUAUCAUAUCUCUGCUAGCUGUCUCCCCUGUCGGUCGUUAUUAGCGCAGUGACUCAGCGAUUUCCGUGCCAAGUGGUUUGCUAGCAUAUAUAAACUAACUUUAACUACCCUGUGACGGAGCAUAAUACUCUGUUUAUUUUGUUAAAGCACAUUUGUUGUGAACACACACAGUUGGCUCAUCUGAAAUCCCACAGAGCACAGGUUUAUUUAGAAACGUGAAGGAGACACACCCUGAUAUCAGCAGCUCCUGCCAAAGUGCCCUCAAGCCAGACACUUAACCCAGAGCUGCUGAAGGUCAGUGAGUGUGCUUGUAGCUUCUGGGUGUGUCUGAAACUGUCUGAGCGGAAAUCAGGGAGUAGGUAAAGGAAAUACAUUCACUCUCUUUUAGUUUCGUAUCAGCUCAGCGUCUGUGGUGGUGUCGUUGUUUGGCCUCCAAUAAGAAACCCGCUUUCUCAAAUAACACCAGGAUGUAGAUAAGGAUUCUCAGUGUGGCUGUGUCGCUCGUGUAUUUUUGGUUUGUCACUUUUUUAUAGCAACUGCUUGUACCAAAAACCCCUGUUUCAUUGACAGCUGUGACAAUUUUAUAUCAUCACUUACGAGUAAAUAAACUCAGAUAGUGUUUCUAUUAUGCUUUUGCCCCCUUAUCUUCAAGCAGAAAUUACUCGAACUGAAACACAAUUUAGCUUCCUAAGCGGAAGGACUUGCUGAAUGUUAUCAGCUGUUUGUGCACAAUGGCUCAAGUAGCUGCAGUCUGACCAGCUGCCACAGAGCAAAGCAACCCCACAUAAAACAGACUGAAUAACACGAGGCAGAAAGAAAAUGAGCGGUUGUGGAGUCGAGUGCAUGCCUUUGAGACUCCCGGAGCAGAGAAAGGAACUGUAUAUAAAUUUAGACUUCUAAACAAGGAACUGUAAAUAGUCCCAUUGCUGACAUUGAUUCUGACGGGUGGAGGAAAGUGUCUGCAGUCUAAACAUGAAGGGUGGAGUCUGUCUGCCUCAAGUCGAGGCUCCUUGUCAGAGCAAAUACCUGUCUUUCACUGUGAGUUAGCAUCGUUUCCUCUGCUUACUUAACUUUUCUGUUUUUACUGUUUACCCCCCUGACCUUCUGUUUCACUGCUCGCUCUGACUCGCCGCUUUGUGGGUCAGCAACACGUCUACAAAGGAAAGAGUGAUAACUUUUUUAGCUGCUUUCAAGGACUUUGCGGUCGUGAAACUGAACAUAAAACACAAGUGACUUGCUUAAUCAAAGUCAAAAUAGAAAAUGCAAAAUGACAUUAUCAUGGAAGUUCAUUGCUGCCACCACAGCAAACAGAAAGACAGAAAGUCAUUCCAACAAUGAAGAUUUUUUUGGGUGAUGCAUGCACAGAGACGGUCAGGAUGGAGAAGCUGCAAGAGUGACGUCGUGCUCUGAAUAAGAAUAAGAAUGUAGUUCACUUCGGAGACAAUGAACUGCCGCCAAAUGUCGAUGUACGGCACCCAGGCUUCCCACUACUAGCUUUUUAGCAGUGGGGAUGAAGCCAGCUCUGUUGAACUUGUGGAGUACUUUUAUGAACAAACCAGCUGGGAUCCAAAUGGGCUAAAACCCAGCAUGGAUUCAGAGCCGUGCAACUCUUUGAGAAUGGAGAAUGAUUCCCUUUUGUGUGUGUUCAAUGUUUCUUUACCACCAGUCCUUUAUUUUUGAGGACUUGAAAACCAUCUCUCCCUCAUCUUCAGUUACAGAGCAGAUUUUCUUUCCUUUUAUUUGGGUUAUAAGUCAGAACUUUUGGCUAAAUUUUCUUCUAACAAAUGAGAGUUGAAUCUAAGUUUCCAAAACAUUACACUGGUAAAACACACUAAAAUGGAUUGACUUGGUUUUGUUUGUCUAUUAUUCUACAUGAUAUUCUGAUUUAGUUCAGGAAAUGCCAGUGACUGAGAAUUAGGAAUUGAUGUCUGCUUAUAGAUAAUUUAGGUGCAGCUGAUUAAAAAUGAACAUGAACUAGUUCACUUUUUUACUUUUUGGACCAUGAAUGUUCAAAAUUUCAGCAAAAAAUCAGCUUUUUACGAUCUUUCUUUUGACUGUUCGGCAGCAUUACACUUCCAUACAUUUCUAUGGUUUUGUAUCCUUAUGUAACAGGUGAUAUUUUGCACUGAACAAGGCAUGUCAAGGCAAGAAAGUGUCCUAAACUAUCUGACACGCAAAAAACGUGAUAAUAUGAAAAAACAGCAAGCCUUGAAAGAUUGAUCUACUGUAAAUCCUGGCCAGACUAUAUCAUUCCUGAUGUUACAAACUGAUCCCUUCAAAACAGGAGUCUCCAUUGAUAAAGCAUCUGAUAUAACUGGAGGCUGUAAGAGUUUGAAACGUCGCCAGUAAAUCCCUGCUUUUGCACAGACCUCACUUGUCCUCCCUGGUAUUGUUUGGUCUUACGGCGAUUGGAAUUCCAGCGGACUAAAAAUCUUGGCAGCGAGAUGAGUUGACCUUGGAUUCUGUCCCUGGAGGGCAUGUCUGCAUAGUUUGGCAGAUGUCAUCACCUCCCAUCAGAGAGGUAUUUCAGAGUGUCCUGUUAUGACUCGGGUCUUCAAUUCACGGAGAUUCGCGGGCAUCACCUUGCAGUUGAGUGACAGGGAGCUUGACCCAGAUCAAGUGCAGAAGAAGCUCCCACAGCUGUGUCUUUUAUGAGGAAGGAGAGAUCCUCGGUAAAGGGCAUUUUAUAGAUAGAGAGUGAAUAAAACCCGAGGAAGAACUCAUCUUAAAACUUUAACAGAAGCGUAUUACUCAUUCUUUGUUGUGUAUCCUCUUCCCUUCUGUGAAAAACUGCCCCCAUUACCAGUUUGUCCCACAAACUCAUUAUCGUAACCAUCAAAUGACACCAUGUAACCCAUUUUCUUUCCCAUGGGACAAUAUUUUCCAAUGAAACAAUGUCCUCUAGUCACAUCUCUCCAAUAUUUUCAUCCAAGAAUCCACAGAAACGCCACAAACAUUUCAGCCUCAUUCCUUGAUAGCAGAAACCACGCUGUCAUACAUGUCAUAAUAUGCAAACCCAUCCCCGUGGCAGACUCUCGCUCAGCUGGUUUCAUUAAGAUCUGGAGCGCUCUGCAUGUGUGAAACUGAUAUAACGCUUUCGUCAGAUGCAGCCCAGACAUUUCAUGGUUAUCAAGCGCCGUCAUUAAUGGUGCUAAUUUUAGAAAGCGCCAAUGAGAGCUGCUGAUGUGUGACAAGCCUCAUACAGUCUGGAAUACACAUUUGAGACCUCGGAGCUGAUAGGAUGUGAAUGGCUGUUUAAUGCAGUUGAAAAGGGAGUAAAAUGAGGAUGUGACGAUGCACGUUAAAAAGUGUGCUCCUCAAACAAUAUGUAUUAGCGUGGAUUAGAAUAGGCUUUGUGAAUCGGAGAUAAUAAGCUCAAAGAAUAACAGGAUUUAAAAGAGAAAAAAAAAGACAUGUACAUGCAGAUACUGGAAUCAGAAUUGGCUCUGAAACUACAUUCAUGCACUGAUGACAGAGGCCCAUCUGAAUGAACUAAUCCCAUUCUCUCAACGUUGGCACAGCCAGCAGGGGCAGUUUAGGAUUCGGUGUCUUCAGCAUGCAUCAGGACCUGGGAUCAUCAGAGGACACAGUCAUUACAUGCAUUACAGUCUGGUGCAGAAGUAGUUCAGAGGCUCGAGUCCUACGAUUGAUUCCUGGUCCUGACUUGAUUUGGUCCAUGUCACUUUGGUUGCACCCCUAAAUAUGAACAUGAAUGCACAAGCCCCCAGACUUAAUAAAAAGAUACGGUAACAAUUUAUUUGAUGCAUAUCUCUGUAACGCAUUAUAAAUUUAUAUAUAAUGUGUUAUAAUCACAUUAUAGCACUGUAUAACUAUAGUUAUAAACACUCAUAAGUGAUCAGAAUGCUUUAUAGCAAUAAUCAUAACCCAUCAUAAAGCAUUUAAUCAUGACUUACAAGGUCAGGUAUUAUAAUGUGUUAUAACUGUUAAUAACGGUUGCAUUGCAUUAUCUAUGUAGGCAUUUGUCUGUUAGUUGUUAACAGUUAUAACACAUUAUAAUACCUGACCUUGUAAGUCAUGAUUAAAUGCUUUAUUAUGUGUUUUGAUUAUUGCUAUAAAGCAUUCUGAUAAUUUAUGAGUGUUUAUAACUAUAGUUAUACAGUGCUAUAACAUGGUUAUAAUGGAUUAUACAUGUAUUUUUAAUGGGUUGUAGAGAAAGGCGUCAAAUAAAGUGUUAGCAAAAAAGGAUGUUUGUAAAAAUGAAUAAUUUAAAAUGGUGUUAAUUUGGAUUUCUUGGCUUUGGGAGCCUGUUGCACUUUUUUUGCACUUCCCCUUCAUCUUUAUCUUUAAACAUUGGAAAUUUUAGCUUGUUUGCGUGAUGUUCUAGCUUGUCAUGUGCACAACCAGAUGAUGCACACUGCAAGAACUCAAAUCAUAUCAAGUGUUUAUAUCUUGCUCCUUUAAAGAAAAAUCAGAUUAGGUUUAACUUAAGCCACGUUUACCCGACAGUUCCAGGAAAAUAUCUGCUCAGAGCUUUUCAAUUUUUGUUUUUGGCAUCUUUAAUAUCUUGGAAUAAGCCACUUCCUAGACUUGUCAGGUGAAUGUUGCUAAAAUCAAGUCAAAUGAGACGCUUUGUUUUUUCGGGAAAUCACCUCGGACAGCUCAGUUGGACAGGAUGUUGCUACUUUACUAGAUAACUUUUCCAUUUUUGAGUUGUUAUUAACUUACCUCCAAGUAGACGUGCAGACUUGAGUGAAAUCUGUUGGAUGUGUACCGUCUUGCAGUCUAGCCUUGUGUACUUUAUGUUUUAGAUCCUGAGACUGGGCUUGUGUGACGUGUUAGGGCACAUUUAAGCAAAGUAAAUAUAAAUCUUAAAAAGAAUGGCCUUUUUGUCAGUGCAUCCCAGCGGUGCAUCAUCACUCAAACAGCUUAUCCCCUUUAAAGAUCAUAUAGAGACGUCUCUCUUGCCUUCGGUUCCCCUUACCCAAAAUACUUUGAAUACUAACCCAUAAGUCAUGCAUGUCCAUGGAAAUCAAACCAGCACUGCGUCUUCCUAAUGUGCCAUUGGAGGAGAGUGAGAAAAGAACCAGAAGCUAUUAAACAGAGAUGUGAAAUAUCCCAGCUCUCUUACAUGCAGGAGGGGGGGAAUAAAACACACACCUGUCCCAGUAAUCAUCAGCGCAGCGCCGUCCCAUGCUGCCUGGAUUAUGUCACCUAGCACAUGGUGAGAUGUGAUAUACGACGCGAUGCCAGUGGCGUAGAGAGACGGUAACCCAAUCGCACGUACUAUUUUGAGAAUGUAUGGCUUUUCCUGAAGCACAAAUAGGUUUUUGGAGCAGACUGGAUACGCUCUGCCUCGGCAUGCUUACACUCAGAUCCCCAUGGGAGGGUAUCCAUUUCUACGGCCCAAAUGGAAUGAAAAUGCACGUUAGCUACCAGGUCUUAUGACUGACUGGAAUGAUUUGACCAACUGUGUGUGUGUAUGUGUGUGUGAGCUUCUGUCUCUGUAUGCUUAUUAAACAGAAUCUCCUGCAAUUUCCAUUUAAUAAAAGAAGAAUGAGAUGACCUCUUACUCGAGCCAGCUCCUCUGUCAGACAAGAUUUCUGCGGCGCAGCUUCAUACCUCUCUGACUUCAGCGGAUCUUCCCUAUGGUGAUCUGGAUUUCUACUCUACAGCAACACUCCAUAAAAGGGAGUAAAAGUUAUGGAAGGACACAUUUUAAACCCAUUCAAUAAUUUCACAAAAUGAUUUUUUUUUAAAGAGCAGCUGUAAACACAAUAUCCUGGCUCUUGUUUUCCUCCUUUCCAUUCACCCCCCGAGUGUCCAUUGAGGAAAUCGUUGCGGCGAAUAUAACACAAUGUCCAAUGUGUAACUAUGUUGCUCCAUGAGAAGCUGCUGUCCUUGUACCAUGUAAGAAAAAAACAACUUGGCAAGACAGACAGAUUUACUGGAAGAGUGCACUUUAUUCGGUCACCAGUCUUGUCCUGAAACACACACACUCUUCCUGUAAGCGCCUUUGAGAUGCCCAGUUAUGUUCCACUUUGGGAUCUCCUGUUAUUCGGACACAUACAAGACUUCGCACCGUGUUCCAGCGAGAACUACAUGUCACUGAUUUGUCUGUGCACACAUGGUAACCGCUAAUAACUGUAUCAUACUUGCUGAUUAAAAGAGGAUCAGAUUCUGGCUGGCACUCUCUAUGAAGGUAGGGAAAAGAGAGGGCACCGUGCCCGGAUCCUACAAGGCUUAAUACCAGUUGAUGCGUACAGAUAUGACAAAUUCAGUCAUGUGGUGAAAAUGUGGGCAAGUUGGAAAUGGAUCUAGAAUAACACACAGGGAAAAGAUAAGCAGGAGAUGUCUCCUGCGCUUAGGACUGGAAGUAAUGUGAUUCAGUGCCAAGCCAGCUGGUUGGGUUUGUCUUUUUCCGAGGCUGCACUAAAGCAGGAGGCAUCAUGAUUUUACACAGUUAGAUGAAAUAUUAAGUUAAAAUGUUGGAUGUUGAAACUAAACGUGGGCAAGUUUUCAAACGGUGAGGUAAACAUUUGUCGGUGUAAUCUCUGGAUGAGACUGCAGUCUGAGAAUUAUGAGAGAGGGACACGAAAUUUGAUCAGUUUGUUGUAACGUGGCGCAAACACAAAAAUUACGAAACAGAAACAUUGUGUUAUGUUCUUGCUGCUGUGGAGUGUCUUCUCGUUCCCUUUAUAAACUUUCCUGAUCAGAUUUGGGGCCUAAAACAUCAGACCAGUUUUCAUAUUUUGUGGUGAACUCAAGGCCACUAGCUCCAUAAUACGGCAGCAGUGGAGGAGGCUUCUGGAAAGCCAUUGGAAGAAAAUAGGGUCAAAAAGUAGGGGAGGUUUAAGAUACAGCUAAAACAGAACAUGUUUUUUUUUUUUUAAACACCAACUUGACAUAAAUGUAAACCAUUUAGUGUAAAUCAUUUAGAGUUAUUACAGACGUGGAAGAAAGACAUUUUAAAGCCUAAAAUGAUUUUAAUCCCCUCAAGAAUGGUGCAGUUUGCAUAAUGUAGGACUGCAGGAUGCAUUUGAAAUCCACUGUACAGAAAAAAAGUCAAAAUUAAACAAGACUUUUAAGCCUAAAAGGCAUUUAUUCGAGCAGACACUUUGACUUGUCCUAACAGGAGAAGUACAGGUGUAACUAUUAACCUCCUCAUGGCUCCGCUCCAGAAAGGAGUGCCAGUGAGCCGUGCCAAUGAGGCGAAAUACAGAGCGAAGGACUACAAGCAUCGGCACAAGCAAAUACAGCGCAGCUUGUUUUCACCUGGGAAAAGGUGUAUUCAGCUUUGUUGGUGGUGUGGUGGAGUAUCAUAAGAAAAAAAAGAAUGUAAAGGGUCGUCAAAAAGGUGUAUAUUUAAGAAUUUUGAUCUUAAAGUUAGUUCAGGUUAGUGGUCAUAGUCUGGAGCGGGUGGGAGGCGAGUUUGUGGUGUGUCUAUUCCAGGUGAUAAUCAAAAUGACGUCACCUGGCCAGUUUUAUUGUGGCAGAGAGGACACUUAUCAGGGUGUCCGUGUGCACGUGGAGACGUAGACCACUGUGUACUGCUAUCGUGCGGUCAUUACUAAAGUUGGUAUAACUAGAGAAGCAAGCGGUCGGCAACAUUCACCUCUUGAGGAGAUGUCUAACUUGUUGUUACGGUGUGUUUGACGCUAAGUUAAUUUUACGCCCGAAUAUCCCUUUAAGCAGCGUCAAAGGCAGCGCUGGCUGCUGCUGCUGUGAACCAGUUAGUCACAGGGUAUGAUUAUAUAAUUUUAUUAACACUUUUUUUUGCAUCUCAGUUAUCAUCAACACUGAUGUAUUGUGACAGCCUUCGUUUACAGCUUUUUGCACAUCUGCAGUAUGACAGUAAUCACACACAGCUGCUGAAGAUGUGGCGUUUGGCGUUAAAUCUCACUCACAAUAAGGGUAAUGUGAUUUUUUUAUGUUUUUAAAAUACGCGUCGCUCUUUGUUUUUGCCUUUUCACAACUGAAAGCGGUGCCAGCCAGAGCGAAUCCGUCUGAAAUAGAUGGCUUUGCAUUGUUGUGUAAAAGCAUGUUGUUUUUCAGAUUUAAAUGCCCCAGCUGGGUCUAAAUCAUACGCCAAACAUUUGAGGCUGCACUCAUGCAUCUGUGCUCUCUGUAAACAACUGCUGCUGAUUUAUCCAGUUGUGCACACAAUCCUCUUUGAGCACCAUCAACACACACUCAAUCAUACAGAAAUCGAGGAUAAAUGGAGCCAUUCAGAGUGUCUGCUUUCACGGUUUAUGCUGUAAUAAAUGCAGCACAAACAGUCAAAGACAUCUAUUAACUGAGCAGAUUAUAUAAAUAAAACAUGACAUACAGGGUGUUAUAUGGAAUACAAUGCUGGAGCAAUAAUAAAAAAAAUGUCCUGACCAGAAUGUCAAACAUGCUCCUCUCUUUCUAUCUCUUAGAGAUUUCUCUCACUCUAUUUUCCUCUUCACAGGGAAGAUGGUGUGAUAACAGCUUGACAAGACGUGGUCUGAAUGAGUAAUGCUGAGGGGAAAAAAGGGAGACAGUAUGUUCGAGGAGUAUGACAGGUUACCUACCAGUUUGCAGAGAAGGUGUUCAGCCCCCUCGUCCUCCCUCUUUCUCCCAGCACAUAUCUUACAUCUGUUCAGCUGCCUCUAAUUAGGGCUUUUACAGACGGCAGCAUUAAAACGGCCCCGGAACCACGCCAGCUAAUGAGACGCCAUUGACAAGCCAGAUCUUUCAGUUUGUCAAGAUCUAUCUUUCACUUUGUGCCUCAGCGGCCAAAGUUUGUUCAACACUUUGUGUGCCUUCACACCUGUUGACAGGCCCUUGCACAGAUUUAGAGCGGGUCACUGAGUUGGCUUGUUCGUUGGCGCGGUUUGCGGCAUCUGCAUGCUCGCAGCGAUGGAUCAUUGACAUUUCUGCAUGCUGCGAACACGAAACAUUUUUCACCACUUUCUCGCUGCCAGUAUUUGUGUUAGAUUGAACACCGUCGAUUCAUCACUCUGCUGUUACAAAGCAUGUUUAUUUACAGAGGAGAAUGGCAAAGUCUAAACCUACAGUAGUUUCGUGCCAACGUAUCAUUUGUACAUGUCAGUCUGUUUCAAACAGAGCGAUGAAGCGCGUGAGGAAAUACUAAAACCACGCCACUUCACUAACAAGUCAACUUCCCAAAAAUAUAAAUUAUAAUAAUGAGACUGUACUGCAGCUUGGAUUCACAGUGGUGUGGUUUUAAAUCAUUUCGACAUGGUUAUUAAAAAGUAGAAAACUACAAUUAUAGUAUCCCUUUAAAAAUGAUUGAUAGUGAAGUUAAUCAAACAAACAAAUAGUGAUGAUACAUCCUCGACAGCACUUCAGUAUUACAUAAUUCACAUGAACCCAUUACUUUUGAAAUGAAAAGUGAAUUGAACACAUUUGGAGCCAAUUACAGGCUAUUAACCACAAGAAAUAUGAAUAGACGUGUGUGUUCAAAACACAAAUGAGUCAUGCCUGCUUAAAAAAGAGAGCUCAUGAUUCAGACCUUUGUUUCCAGGCUGUCAGAAGAUAAAUGAUCAGCUCUUCUUGGGUCACGUCAGGUAAAACAUUGUCCACUCAAUCAUCUCCUUAAUCUUUGAUAAACAUUUAUUAUAGAAGAAAAAAAAUCAUUGACAAACAAGAAGUUACAGAAGUCUUGAGGUCGCAGAUGAAGCACUGGUGAACUCCUCAGAGGAGUUUUUAGGGAGUUAUAAAAAGACUGAAAGUGAUACUGAAUGCUUUUAUGACCGACAAACACAAAACAGACAAUCAGCAUUAGACUGACUCUUAAGUUCAGGGCCUGUAGCCGCUGUAAGGUGGGUAAGUGUCAGACCAGAUUACUGACAGCACAGUAAAGAAGCGACUUUUUCACUCUCCCCACGCCAAAAAUCACACUAGCUUUGACAUUUGAUAGCUUUGACAGUUGAUAGAUGACAGGAUGAGAUAUUUGCCAGAAAACACGACUUACACCUGAACAGGAUAAAAUCAGCCUCAAGAUAGGAGUCAUCAUUUUGUCCACAGGUGGCGCCAAAACUGGCACAGGCAGAUUUUCAUCAUAGGAGCCAUCAAAGCAAUGAUAUUACAUUGAAGAGAGCUACUAAGAGGUCUUGUUGUAAUGAUACCUGAACAUUGUUUUCUUCUCUCACACCUGCACAAGCUUUUUGUCCUCAAUCACCAACCAAAGGAGUGAGAAAAAGAGUGUUUCAAUCUAGAAUUCGACUCUUAGAUUUGCUAAAUUUGUCUAUUCCUGCAGUGUAACCUUAAAGUUGAUGUCUAAGCUCAAACUUACAUCUAAACUCAAUCAUGUUCAUGGCUGCUUGGACACUCUUAAGUCCAUUAUCUGCACCUUUAAUGUCCCAUUUUUGUCUCCACCAACUUACGAGGAUAAAAUAUAACAUUUCAGAGUCCACCUGCUCUUUGUUUUCUUGGUUCUAGCUUCUUGGUCCUGUGGGUCUUGGCUCAGCCGCUGAUAACAAGGCUUGAGAGCGUGGUGGGAAUAAAUCAGAAGAUACAACUUUUGGUCUCUCUAGUCUGUUCAGGCCGUCAACAUAAUUUGCCUUAAGGAUUCCCUAACUGAUCAUUUACACUUCGGUCUGUGUGCCUUCAAAAACAAUGCUAUCACCCAUUAUGAGAGGCAGACACUAAGAACACAACCCAGGAGUGGAGAAAGAAAUCCUGGUAGGACAGGGACAGAGAGGCGGAAAAGAGUCCAAAAUGUGGCUUGGUCUGACACAAAAUGACGCUGUCUGCUGCGAUUUUUAGCCAACUUUUGCAAAUUCCUUCAGUAUGUUAGUAAAAACAUAAUGUAUAUCGAAUCACUUUAUUUGAAAACCCUUAAAUCAGAUGCACUUGUGAGGAUUUGCUCCUUGUUUCCUCAGCUGUGACUCAACCAUAAACACUAGGGCUGUAAAGUCCUACUCGACAUUGGUCGGUACCUGCUGAGUCGACCAAAAAUCUGAUUGGUCGACUUUUUCUGCAUCAAUUUACAGUCUGUGGUUAAUUUCAUCAGGAGGAACAUACCAAGUGCUAAUGGGGGUGUUUUCAGAGCACCCCCAUUUUACAGGUAACAGCCUGUCAUAGAACAUCCUUGUUGGAUUUGCCCAACCUACUGGAGACAGUUAGAUUGGAGAGCGUCCACGUUAAUCAACGUCCAGUGCUUUGCUGAAUAUUUUUUAAAUUUUGAGCAUCAUGCUGAUAUCAGAGUCGAAAAAAUUCUUUCUUUGGAUCUCUUUCGUUUUCUUUUGUUGAUUACAGCCCUAAUAGACACUUUGGCUUAAAGUCUCAGAUUAACUUGGUCAUGGCGAGAAAAGCUUUCAGAUACAAGGUUAACUUACAGAUGAGUAUUUUUGGCCUUCAUUUUUCCAAUCUUGGUCCGUUCAUAUAAAGCAAACUCCUCUAUAACCCCAGCCCAAAGCCGUGCUUUUAGAUCUGAUUUAUUAACAUAACUCUUGCGGUUUUCCAAAUACAUGCUCAUUACAGGUUUCUGCUUUCGCCUUGGUGUGUGUUCCUCGCAUUUGGAAGUUAAGUAAGACGUACUGUACGUACCAAAAUGUACACAACCACUUUCUACAAGCACCAAAGAGAAGCGCUGAUGUUUUAUGAGCAUUUAUCUGGGGAGGUAAUUACACUGCUAUUGUUCCUUAAAUGCAGCCUUAUGAAUAUGCAUGGCCUCCAAAGAUAAUAUAAGGCUUUUAGUGGCUGCCUGUCACUUCAGUUUCUUGUUUAUGUUUUUCUGAUAGCGGCUGCAUUUAAUUCCGGGUUAUGUUUGGAGGCAAAUAGACACAAAGGCCUUUUUUUACGAGCAUACAGAGAGGCAGAGAGGAGUGCUGGGAAGUCUUUUGUCAAAUGCUGGACACUCAGACGCUUAAUGACCCAUGGAGGCUAUUAAGAAGUCAAACUGGGUGCUAAGUGCUUUGCAUCUCCAUUUAUUUGUCAUUUUUCUAACCAUUCCACAAACAGGCACAUUAAGAGGGGGACUAUACUGAGUCUGGUGACAUUAUAGUCGUCCUCAGAGGAUAUUAGUCAUAGUGAUGUGUGUAUAAGAACGGUUGCGACAGUGACUGAUGGUCAGAAAAUGGCGUUGCAUCAGUCGAUAUUACCCUUGUGCAAACUUAGUACUCCGUGUUGUGGAAAGCAGCUGAUUACAUCAAAUGAGUUAUGUUCAAGUAAAUAAUAACCUUCAUUUCUCAUGAAAAGCAGCUGGUUGUCAGUUCAGUCGCUGGAGGUGUUUAUAUGAAUGAGGUUUGUUCCAAAAGCGUCUCCUCUGGCUGUUUGAAAACUUGCAGAAAAGAGUAAGACAAGGCACUUUUGUCAGAUUAUACUUUGCAUAACUCUCCUUUCCAUAAAUUGUAUACACCCCGGCGUACUUCUUCAACCAGCGCAGCCACAGUGAUUGACAUGCAAAUCCUCUGGAAACCCUCAGAUGAAUAGAGCCAUAAAGAGCUGCUCUGUGUGCAGCAUUGCAAUUAUGCAAUAAUUGUAUUCCCCGCUCUUAUGGGAAUAAACCUGCAGACACUAAGUCACUGCCCUCGCCUACAGACGUUUCCCCUCAGAAACACCAAUUUUCCCAUGUUCUAAUCCUCAAAUUGCUACUCAUGUCAACUUUGCAGAUCCAGGUACAAACUUGCUUGGUUAAGCAAAGCCAGCCCUUUGGCAAGUUGUUAUGCUGGGAUGUAUGUGCAGACAUUGUUCCCCAGAGUUCAGAGGGCUAAUACACUCUCCUCAGAGGUCUUCAAACACCAACGCUCUGGAUUUAGUGUGUGCUGGAGAUGCACAAGGUUGCUCUGUUGCUAGUUAGACAGACAGAGGCGGCUUCUUAUUUUCUAUCAAGCACAUUUUUCAUGUCAAACGGUUUGUGUAAAUAUUUUUAGGCUUAAAAAAAAACAAUUAUUAGGGUUUGGAAGAAGAGAGAGGAGGUAAAAACAGGCAACAUAGACUCCUGCAGUGGGAUUUAGUAAUUACUCUGGUGUCAGAUUCUGCUGCUUUAAAAAUUGUAUCAUAUUUGUGGAUGAGAGACAUAUUUUAUGGCAUUGCUGGAAGCUCAUAGCAGCACAAAAUUAACCAGUUUUGACAUAAAAAUAUGUCCACUGUUGAUCUGAGUUUAGAGAUAAGCAGUUCACACUGAUCCCAGACUAUUUCUACAUUUCAAAGUGGAGACAGCCGAAUCUGAAGUGGAGGCUUUCAGUUGUUCAGUCCAGCCGUCGCCCCCAAACUCUGCCUUUUGGUUUUUCUCCUUCAUCUCUAACACUACUUAAUGGGUUUUACAUGUUUUCAGAUAAUACCUUACUAAGAGCAGAGUUUGCCUCGUGCAGACUCUAAAUGAUACCUUGAGCAUCUGUAUGUUGAAAUGAUUAGACAAAGCAUGGUGUAUUUCCUGCCAUUUGAAUAAGAAAAGGCUGAUGAAGCAUGUGUUCGGUUUGGGAUUGACAGCCGUGUUGACAGCAGUGUGGCUGUGCAGUGGAAACUUAGUCAUGAGUAAAGAAGCGUGUGAGCAGUUUGAAGCCUGCAAAAUUAAAAAAUGGAUCUUGCCCAUCCUUUCAGCUGUAGGCAUGUUGGACGUCUUUCUUUUGAACAUCAGCUGUGUCACUGGAGUCAAAAUUUCUAUGAUACAGUCAAAUUGUUUGUGUUUUUCUCUGGAUUAAAGGGACUGCGUGUUGUAUUUAGUGGCAUUUAGCAGAAUUGGCUUGAUAAAAAUGGGAUGUUAAAUUAACGUAUGUUUGAAUUAGUGAAUAAUCACUUGAUAACAACAAUCAUUUUGAUGUUCUUCAUUUAAAAUGAACCUUUCUUCAUCUAUACAAAGAGUGGGGUCCCUUUUCAUCAAAGCAACCAUUUUGCAUCACCAUGUCUUUACGGCAGCAAAGAAUGGACAAGAUAGUAUGUGUGAGUUUUUGGUGUGUGCAAAAUAUUUUAUAUUGGUGAACACUAUUGAUGGUAGAAACUUAAAAAAAGGAAAUAGAGGUUCAUAUUUACACAUACCAGGAGCUUCCUGUCCUCGUAGGCCGCUGUUGUCUCUUUAGUUCCAUUUACAUGAGGGGUGAGCAAGGGAGCAUUUCAGUCUAGAUUAAAACUGUGAGAUUUAACCUCCUCAACAUAAAACUUUACCCCACACCACCUCCAUAUUCAUCUCUUCUUACCAUCUGUUCAUCCUUCUCUUUAUCUUUUCUAACAUUGAAAGAAACUCUUUUUAUGUUGCCAUGGUAACCGCGCCACACAAAAACUAAAAUCCCCCUUCUCACAGUAACACCAGCCAUGAAUAAAACAAAAACGACAAAAUACAAGUUGACAAAAGAUUUCAAAUGACAUGUUUUAGCUGAAAAGCUGAAAAUUUUAAUUUUAAAGCUCCUGUGAGUGACUUUUGGCUUAUGUCAAUUUUGGCGCCCCCCUGUGGACAAAGCAGUCUUUGCUUAUCUUGUCCUCUGAAUGCUCGAGUUGACUCGUUUGACAAAAUAUCUAAUCCUGCUGACUGUAGACGGUCGAAUCUACAGUUAAUUACAAAUAUUUUACAUGGAAAUUAUACAAACAAGGCUGACACCUUCCCCCUCACAUGGUAUUGAAGUGUCAGUCUUGUCACUCCCUGAUGAUUUUGUUUAAUCUUGAAUAUCAUGUAAAGGCAUCUGAAUGAAUUUGAGUCUAUUAAUUGAAAGCCAAUUAAUUAGCUCAUGAUCAUAUUGGUGAUUCAUUGUUUUAAUUGAUAAGCUGACACUGAUAAUAGUCAUAAGUUGCAGUCCUACUAUGACUAAAACGCUCUCUUUUCACCUCUUUACUAAACUUUUGUCUCAGUGCUUCAGACUAAAGCACUAAAGCGUUUCCACUUAAGUGAGAAGCCACAGGCCUGUUUCUGUGCGAGCCAGAGCUGGAUGUUACAGGAAAAGAGCAUUUGUGCUCUGCAAACCCUCCCUGGGUAAAUAAAGGUUGGAAGGAAUAUACUUUCAUUACCCUGCUUUCUGCACUGCAGCUCCUCUUCUCCAGACAGCUGGGCUAAAAGGUUAGGGAGGCCUGGCGGGGUGGCAGUAAUUAGAAAUCCAGGGCGACCUGCUUAAAGAAAUCAAUGUGUAUCUGGAAGCAGAGCCAGAAAGAGGAGUUUUAUUCUUAAACCGCCACAAUUAAAUGUUAUUCUACUUGUCUCCUUGUCAGCUUUUUUGGAUUAAUCAUCCAAUUUGCCACAGCUGAAAAUCUCAUCAGACGUUUAGAGUCUUUCCUCAGAUUUGCCUGUGUUGCUCGUAGCUUCUUAAAGGGUUGUUCGGAGGUUAAGUUUGCAGUGUGGAUUGUGUGAUGUGUUUAGAUGGCUUUUUCUAAGUUAUUAAGAUCCAGGGGAAUUUAAUACACUCAGCCCUGGGAGGUCUGUAUGUGACUUGAGUAUUCCUGAUUGAAGAUAAGAUUAACGUAAUGGGACAAAGAGGAAGAAGAUGUGUGAAGAUGACUCUCUUAGUGUGUGAAUUUGGCCGUCUUCCAAGUUGCAAUCUUAGCUCAGCUGAGAUUCCCCAGCAGAUAUGUGUGCUCCAAAAUCAAUUUAGAAGUCAUUAAGUGAAAACAUUAUUGACCUCUAUGUAGACAUUCAUUGCAGGUUUGAGUGUUUCUGUCCCGGAGCCAGCCAGCUACAAAGUGGGCUGUGAUUGGCUAUUAAUCCUCUCAGCUGAGUGUAUUGUAAAAACCUGCAUCUUUGAUCACUGGUAAUGGCAGAACCUGGAUCCAGUUCGAGAAAGCUGUCCUCCAAUCUGGCUCGCUGCAGAUCAAACUGUAUUUUUCUCCCCCCUUAAAAAACACCCAGCUGUCCGGCUCACAGAUGUGACUACAAAGCAGCCCGGAGCUGCCGUCCACAGCUGCGGAGAGAGGUUUAAAUAAGACUUGGUUCAUCUGUCAGCGUCUGGUUUCCAGCCAGAGGAGGUGGUUAGACUUGUAGUGACUGUGAGAACAACCUCGACGUGUUUCUACUUUCUUUUUUGUGCUAAACCAUCAGUCCUCCCACUUAACGAUAAUUAACUCUGAUAUUGAUUCAGAGUUGGACAAGUGAGGCAGAAAUUGAGGUUGAUGUGGGCAACCUAGAAUUAAUGGAGGCUUGGACUUUAAAUGUAAUUUAAAAGGGAAACAGAAAGACUUCACACACUUCAAAUAUUCACACACUUCUUCUUGUACUGGAGCUUUGUGAUAUCACUUGUAAAAUACUGUAACUAUAAUUGUUUAAUAAUGGUUUUUGUCUCUCUAAUUUAAUUUUCAGUAAAAGUCAUUUACUUUUCUACCCCUUAGUUUUCUUUUUUACCAAAAAAGGUGGAACGCUGGGUACAAUUUUCAUAAAAACUGCACUGGAUGGUUUAGAAAAUUCAAUAAUCUUAUAAAAAAUAAUACAAAGACAACACAUCUAAUGUCUUAACUGAAACAUUUGCAAUAAUAUCAGACAUGACUCUGCAGUGGAAAUUACCUCAUGGACUUGACAUUACUACCAAUAAAACCAAACUUAUGAACUUACUUUGUCACUGCGUCCACAAAUGCAGGUUGAAACUGAGCAAUGCAAAGAAUAGACUGGAGAGUCACAUGAUCCAGAAACACCAGGACUUCUUUUGGAAGACCAAACCUAUUCUUGAGCAUCUGAAAUCGUUGAAGGCACCUGACCACCUCAGCCACUCAACAACAUGUGUUAACUUAACAGCGUACUACCGUUUGGGUUAAGAGCAUGAUUUUGGGAUCGCUGGCAGACCAAAUGCAGUAUUGAGCGUUUAAUCAUCUAUUGCACAUGGACGCCAUGGAUGCAGGGCAUUUUGGGACUCCUCACGACUUCAAUUAAAUUUGUUGAAAUCAUGGAUGCUGCGUCUUCUUCCUCAAAGAGAGGGACCACCUGGCUUGUUGUUAGCGCUCAGUUUUAAGGCUGGCGUUCAUGGUAGUACUGUAUGUAGGUGCAUUGGUGCCCUUGGCAUGGUUAGCUCACAUAUCUGAAAAAGCGUUGUCACUUUGGAACAAUAAAAACAAGUUUUGGAGCAACAUAUGCCGCUCUCCUGACAAUAUCUUUGUCGGCAAAGACCUUGGGUAUUUCAGCUAGACAUCCAAAAGACAAAAUACUGCAUUAAUGUAAAUAUUGUUUAUUUAUUUUUGCUGUAUUUUAUUUAUAACUGAAGUUUGAGGGUGUACUUUGGUAACACUUUAUCUAUUUACCAUUGAUAAAUUAUGGUUAUUGUAGUUUAUUAAUGUUUAAUCAUCAUUUAAAAACAGCAUAAAGACCAAUUAUAAAUGGCAAAUAGACAAUUUAUUAAUGUAAGUUAAUAGUUUCUUUACUAUUAACAAGCAAUGAAAUUAUGAUUAAUAAUCAUUAAAUUAUUAAUGGACUAUUUAUUCAAGGUUUAUAUAGGGUUUAGAUAUUGAUUGUAAAGCAUCUAGAUUAAAAUGUGUGUUAGUAGCACUUUGUAAUUGUUAAUAUUUUUUUUUUUCACCAUCUAUAAACAUUACUUAGAUGGUCAUUGUAAAGUUAGGGUAAGGUUUUAAAAAUUGUAAAAUUAACAAUUUAUUAAUGGUCUAUAUGCUAUUAAUAAAUGAUGAUUAAACAUUAAUAAACUAUCUGCUUACCAUUUAUUAAUGGUCUAUUUAUAAGUCAUGGUUAUUGUAAAGUGCUACCUAUACGUUUUUAUUUUCUGGCUGAUUCUGGCGCUGAUAUCAAGCCUAAAUCCAGGCUCAGGAGCCCAGACAUAGAACACCAGCGGGUCAACACACAUAGCCGGCUGUAGUGAAAAGACCGACACUCAAUCUACCAUUUGCUGGAUGCCAAACACAAGUGUGGGCACUAAUUAGAGGCUCUGAGAAAUCAUUGAGGGGCUGGGAAGCGUUGUAACUCGAGGAGAAGCCGUUGUCUGGUGACAAGUUUCCGUCACCGCGCUGGACGGGCCAAAGCCUGGGGGGGUUGAAAGAGUUCACUCCAGCUAUAGUGUGUUCACAUGUGCCCGCACACUACAGUGCAUUCACUAUCAUUAACAGCCUGCAGCUGUGGCUUUAUAGAGCCGUAUCACAAUUUGUAAUCAUUUCUCAGAUAACACUUUGUGCGUUGUAUUUCCUUGUAUAGUAGUGAUGGAAGUGAAAUCCUUCCUGGAUCGAGAGCUUCCUGUUAUUCAGCUCCGGCUAUUUUUAAGACCUCUGGUUGUUUAUGUUUCACUGUUUUCUAGCAACUGGUACCUUGACUUACAGUUGGUAUGAAUGGAUUUUUAACCACAACUGUAAAAGUCAUCUACUAAUCACUUGCAGAGGUAAUUCUUUUUGAGUGAUUUUCAUUUUAGUUUUAAGUUUUAAGGAUGUUGAAAUGAUUAAUUUUCUUUGAUGCACUUAAGCUCAGAAUUUCAAGAGGAAAUUAUUGUUUCUUAUUUGAAUAGCAUGUCUAAAAUUCCAUUAUUUUGCAUUUUGCACGUAUGAAAUGUUCAACAAGUUUCAAUAUUUUUUGCAGUCGUUCCAGGUUAAUUCUGUAUAUUUACUGACCUUCAGUGAUCCCUGGUUGAUACAAAAACAUUAGCACUUUUCAUGAGUUUCAGUUUGAUUUGUUAUUUUGUGUGAUAGAAGUUCUGUUAACUUAAAACCAUUGCUCCCUGCAACCCACCAAACGUGGCUCCCAUUCACCGUGUAUUGCUAAUGGACACUUCACUGGAACAGUGGGAGCAUAUAAGGUGAAAACACUCCUCAUAUCCUACUAUUUUAGCAGGAGAUUAUCAAGUAAAUCAGGUAUUUAUUUUUUUACCUUCGGUUGACAAUGGUUUGAUACUUGCCAAGCAUGUGCUAAUAGAUCAAACUGCUCACCUCUUUUUCAGCUCUGCAAAAUUUCAUGUAGCUGUUUUGUGAUGGAAGCCCCUGAUAUUAAAUCCCUGCAUAUGAUUGAACAUUGUUAUAAACUCAUAUAUAGGUAUAGUGCAUUACCAACCAUGCUUCUUAUAGUGCUUAUGCAGGGAAUUUAUUGUCUUGUAUUUUGUCUAAACUAGAGCCCGCACUAACGUUUGGAAUAACUUAAAUAAAAGUCACACAAAGAUGGACUUUCUGUGGGAGUGAUGCAGAAAGAAAAUAACAGCUUAGUCACACACAGGCAUACACACGCAUGGAGAGAUCAGGUUGAGCCAUCCGAUACGAUCUGCAGAUGUUUUGCUCUGCCUCUGCAGCAGGUGUCAACAGAUGUCUACUGCUCUACUGCUCUCGGCCAGGUUGACCUUAUGUUUAGAGAGAGAGAGAGACCACCCCUCAGUCAGUUCACACUCCUGCUGGAAAUUAUCUGCUCCCUCUAAAGUGUUCCUGUGCAGACCAUUAAACCCUCCCCCCUCCAGGGUCGCCGGUCUGGCCUCCCCGCAGACAGCAGCACGAAAAUGGAGCAUGUCAUAGCGAGGAUCAAUAAAGUGUCACAUUAUUAAGUUACGACACAGCAAAGCCAGCAGGUCCCCUCCUUUCAGUGCUGGGACUGAUUACAUUUCUUGUGACCUUUGACCUCUUCAUUUUAAAGGGCUUUCACGGGUCAUAAGUGUCCACCUGUUGAUGACAGGACUUGAAGUUUUCACAUGUUUUGAAAGUGAAGUAGACAGGACGAGGAGGAGGAGGAGGGGCUCAGGACUUUCAGAGUGAUGUUUGCAUUUUUUUACUCCGUCUGUCAAAGCACGGAGAGGAAACAGCUCGUCAUCGAGAGCUGCUACUGUUUGUGUUGAUCUUCACAUGUGUCAGGAAAUCUUCUGACAUGCUCCUCUGUCCUGAAAAACCUGUGAUUGCAACAGGUCCCAUCACUCACAGACAGACUCUUCACUAUGUGCAAGAAUGUUUGCCUAUUUUCAAGCGAACAUUGGGAAGUCUCAGCUUUUCAGAACAGAAAAAUGUGUUGAAGGAUCCUCAACACUGGAUUGAUAAAUAGGUAACAACAGGUCAUAACUGGCAAAGGGUAAAUUCACUAUAUGUGGCUUUACAUCACAUUUAUUGGAGCCAUUUCAGUGUAUUUAAAUUUUAAGUCUCAGUGAGCCUCCUAGAGGCCCAGGGUGGAACUGCACUUUCACACUUUGCACAGUUUAAUAUCUUCAAUAUCGGUGUUUUAUGACCAUAGAAUGUUUAUACGAUGACAACUUUCUUCAUUUCCUGAAACCAACAUUGCGCAGUAGUGUUGUACGCAUUCAGGGGGAGAAUCACCGAGAGUCGCUGUGAUGACGCUCGGCUCAAACAGCGUAUUUCCGGGUGAGCUACGCAAUCUUGGUCAGCCAAUAGGCUGUAUCAAGUGUCAAUCAUAGAAAACGUGGACCUACUAAUAACUUUUGAAAAUGGGGCUGCACAGAAAAAAGAGGACUUGAGCACAAACCAGUCUGACAGUAACAACAUGUCAACAUCGCAACCAGGGGGGAGAAAAAUUUAUGUUCUGUGUAAUAAAUUUCUAAAGUUUGUUCACAGCCCCAUAAGCUUUGCUGGCGGAGGCAGGAUUUAUGACCUAUACUGCAGCCCGCCACCAGAGGGUGCUGUUCUCGGAGUGGCUUCACCCAGCGAGGAGGCAGACUCUGUUCAUUCGAUACAGUCUAUGAUCAUGACAGAAAAAAACAAAACACCAGCAUAUAAUAUUAAAAAAAACAAUAAUAGUAGGUCAAAAACUUCAUUAAAAAGCACAGAUCUUAUAUCGUAAAUAUAUUUCCAGCAUUGACAUUGAUUUGUCGUACAUGUGCAUAAAAAUCUUGAUAGAUCUUCUAUCCAGCAGUAAGUGAGGUGGCAGAAGUUUGUUUUGUUUCCUUUGGGCAGCCUCAGCAGUUAAGUACAUGCACAUUUAAGUGGAGCUACGAUUACUGCGUGAUUAGGCAUUAUAGAGAUUGACUACUGGCUUUGUUCAAGUAUACAAGCAUCUGAUUACUUCACAUGCCAAAACAAUCGACAAACAAGCCAGCGAGAAGCAAAGAAAACAGUAAAUGCCAGCGCAAAGAACUGGCAUCAGUCGACACCAGCUCUUAUACUCGUGGGUUGACGACAUUAUAAUUGUGCUAGCAUUGUGAGUCCAACAUACUUGUACACUGGAGGGUCUGCAAUGUUUACAAUAUUGGGCCUGAGUGCUAGCUGGCAAUAUGAUGUCUUCUGUUCCCUCCUUGUUUGUGUGUUUGGAGCUGAUUAAUGUUGUGUAGCAGUUUAUCAUUGUACGGUUUUCAGAAAGAGGAAAAGAGGAGAGAUUUUGGGGGAGAUGGACUAAACUUGGCACUUGAUAUUCUUCCUAAAUUAUCAUGCAAUGCUCCAGUAAUGUUCUUUUAAAUAUCUGUAUUUCAUUUUUAUCAGGUGUUGUCUUGUAUGGCUGUUAAGAUCUUUGUUAUUUAUGUCUUUACUCUCUUGGUGCCAAAAAACAAUUCUCCUGAGGGGCAAUAAAGGUUCAAAAUUCAUCCAUUUAUUCAUCCCUUCAUUCAUACAGCCUCUAUGGCAGUGGAUGGGGAUGGUGGUGAUACCAGUAAUGUUUGCCAUCAACCAGAUCAAUCAAAGGGUUGGCAGUUUGCAUUGUUUUACACCUAAUAGGUUCUUUUUUAUUAUGAGCUGCACAUCCGAUUUUGUGUGCAGAGGUAUAAAAUCCAGACUUGAGGGGAUAGAUAGUCCUGCUUUGCCUACAGGGGUGACAAAACCACAUUAACCAAAAAGUUCCUCACAGGAGCUUCAAUAUUAAAAUACAAAAACCUGUUUUUGCACAUUUUGAAUUUGGCUAAGUAUGCAAAUGUGCAGUAUAUACAGUCAAACAGAAUGCACGUUGGAUUAUACCAAUUACCAUUAUAAAUAAAUCCGGCACAUGGCUUUAGCAUGAAGAGCAAUUGGAUUCAUGCAAUUCCUCUUACAUGCAUGCAUUCAGCGAUCACCUGGCUGUUAAAGGAAGCAUGUCUCAUAGUCUUUCAUGCUUAUUUUAGCAACCUCUGGAGGGAAUUUGGGUUUCCAUUCUGCUUCCUCUUCACCUAACACACAGGAGCACAUGCCCUGCAGAUGAAACCAUUACAGAAGGGUCCCACGCAGCCAAAUUAUUGUAUAAUGGUAUAAAAGAUUCCCAGGGUCUGUUCCAGCCCCUUUCUUGCCCGACUGACUGUAAACCAAAGAGCAAUAAAUAUCCUAAGCAGGGUCGGGAAUUUACUGCACCUGUAGUAACCACUACAACGUCUUAAUAAGCAGCAGAUGUUGGAGUGAUUGCACCGAGCCUGAAACACAUGCAUGGAAAAAAGGGAAUUCUUUGUUCGGUACAGUUUCAUCACCUGACCAAAGCUGCUUCACCUCUGUUCCUCAGGGGGGGCUCUCAUUCAUUCUGAUCAGCAGGUAACAGGGCUGGAAUUAAAAACAAUUUGGAUUUAGUGUCACGGUGACUCGGUUGUCGAUUACCGGUCAGGAAAUAGCUGUCGUGAACGCUUAUACAUGAUGCAUGAGGCCGCUGGAGGAACACUGUGUAGUUCUGGAGCAAUCUGUAGCCCAUAAUGUGUGAAAAUGACAAUUUAGUCAACGCACAGAGCAGAUACAACCCUCAGGGAGGCGUAACCAAUACUAAUUUGUUAUGGCGCUGAUGGUUUUGGGAUUAUAACACAUUUUUGUAUGCUUAACGUCAUCAGGCAUGAUAGGAACUCUGAAAAAUGGCUCUUCCCUUUUACAAGUGUCUCGUCUGACCUCGCGUCAGAGACAGGUGGACAUGUUUAUCGCUUUUUCAAGGCUGAACGCUGCUCUGGCCUUAAUAUUUCCAGUCUUCUCCAGAAGAAAGGCAAAGUUAUGUCUAGUAUAUCAUGCGGUAUGACCAGCAGAUAAACUCUGAGCCGAGAGCCGAUGGAGUGAGUAAUGAUAUCAUGUGAAGAAAGAUGGAUUUAGUGCAGCUAACAGGAGCCAGAAUGAAUGGUUCUCAUUCCUCCCGCUCCUUUUUUUUAAUGAGAAACAUGCAGCAGUCUGGAUAAAGGGGGCCGCUCUCAUUAGUUAAUCUUUGCUGGGAGGCAUAUAACAUUUAUUAAUGCAUCUGGGUAUGCAUGCGCAAAUGUCAGUGAGUAUAAAAAGCAUAGUUUUGUGUACUUUUCAAAAUGCACCACGCUGUUUUAACCCUGUAAUCCUGUAAUAUAUUUCGUUUCAUCAUAACAGGCUGCAGUAGCAGUUCUAUUAAUAAUUGUUUAAGGCUUGUGUGCACGAAUGCAAGAUUGUGCACACGUCCAUGUCCUCCUGCAUGUGUGCACCAGCUCUGUUCCGGCAGGGGAAAGGUUAAUGUUUAACAGCAUGAAUGCUUCACCCACUAACGUGUGAACAAAGCACAAUGGCUGCACUGUAUAGGCUCUUAUUUAUUCAGAGUCACUUCCUCCCUUAAUAGUCGGCUCUACUUUCCUCAAACAGAGAAAAAAAAGUGGGUCAAGGAAAAGUCAUGUUUGAGGUAAUUCACUCUGGGGGACCUGCUUCUCUGAUCAUUAGAUGACAUUGGUUAACCCGGAGAGUGAGGUCAUUUUUAAGUCAAAGUUACACCCAGAAUCCAGCCCUCCACGGCUGGUAGCAUGUCUGCAUUUUACUGUACUCAGAGGGCGAAUCAGUAAGGGAGGACAUCAGUGAGGGGAUUGAAAAUUCACAAGCAUGAAAUGACAGAACUGUUUAUAUAAAGGAGAUAAAGGAAAGCUGCAGGGAAAAAAAACAAAAAGAGUCUGGUUUGUGACCUUGUGGGUUUUGCUCUAAUCAAAUAUUGGUUUUCUGCAGACGUCCUCCGCACCGUUUAAGAGUUCUGCUUUGAUGCAAGCGAACAAAAGAUCCACAGCGGAGACUCACUUCGAUGGUUCAUUCCAGAUCUUCUUGCACAAAGACCUGAACCAAGCAGGAAUGCAAACACAUUGUUACCCCCACCUUCUGCAAUUACUUGUGAUGAGUGUCUGAGGAUUAAGCAGGGUAUUUGCUGACUUUUUGGAUUUAAUAUGAUUUCAUCCGUGCAGAUCUUAGGAAUACCUUUUCAUCAGGAUCUAAUGCUCUCAUGUCAGGGUUCUUUUUUCUCCUCUGUUUCCCCUUUCUCUGCAUAAACAAGUACAGAUUUUCCUUUCACAUUCUCCCCUUAAUUAUAGUCUCAAUAAAGGGGCAUUCCAGGCAUUGUUUUUACAGACUUUCCCAAGAUGUUAGGAACAGAGAGUCCUAAAAUUGAGACCUUUACUCAGUGAAGGUCUCAAUUUUACCCAGACUGCUUGAGGAGCAGGGGUGAAAAAAUUGAAGGGUACCUGUUGUAUGCUGUGAAAGACUGUGGUUGUUAUGCAAGGGUUGUGUUUUAAGUAUAAUACACACAAACACAUGUAAUCAGGUGAGACUACCUAUCGGGCAUUCAUCAGAGAGGCAUCAAGAGGGCACUUUAUUUACAUGUUACCCACCGGAAAGGCAUCCAGGGGGCACUUUGUUUUAGUUUUAUCCAUUUGAAGGAAAUCAGGAAGGAAACUUUGUGUAUUUUACACAAAAAGGGCACAAAAAAAACACUAUUUACAUUUGACCAACAGGAAGGGCAUAAAGAGGGCACUUUGUUUACAUUUUAUCUAUGAGGAGUUCUCUUAGAGGGCACUUUGUUUACAUUUGACCAACUAGAAGGGCAUCAAGAGGGCCUUUUGUUUACAUUUUAUUUACAAGGACUUCUUUUUGAGGGCACUUUGUUUACAUUUUAUUUACAAGGAGAUCUUCUAGAGGGCACUUUGUUUACAUUUUUCCUCUCAACAGGUGUCAAAAAUGUUCUUUGUUUUCAUUAGAUCUUCAGAGAGUGUAACCAAGAACACUCUAUUUACAUAUUUCUAAUGGGAGGGAUUACAUUGGGCACUUUAUUAACAUCAUGUUUACUAGCACAGCAUAAGAGGGUACUUUAUUUACAUGUUAUUUACCAGAAGGGCAUCUAGGAGGCACUUUGUUUACAGUUGAUCCUCUCGAAGGGCAUCAAGAUCGCACCUUGUUUUGGUUGAAUAUAUUGGACACGCACCUAGAGGUCACUUUCUUUCCAUUUAAUCUACCUGAAGGACUUUCAGGGUGUGCUCCACUUACAUUUUAUCCACUGGAAGGCCAUUCAGCGGGCAUUUUGUUUGAUUUUAUCUACUGAAAGGGCACUUAUGGCACUUUUUAUGUGACUUCUGGCACCAUUAAGGCCAUUUUCCAAUGUUUAUCUCCUACAGAGGCAUUUAAGCUGCAUUUUUUAGUCAUGAGGGCACAUGAGUGGAUAAUCAUCCACCCUCCCCCUUUUAGUUCAUCAUGGCCUUUACUUACUUGUAUGAGAGCAGGUAGAUUUUGACCAUUUCUAUCAGUACCACAUGUACAUACCUGCAUCUGGACCUAUACCACAGGAUCACAUUUUUCUCAUAUAAUUCAUUAUGCACUUUAUGAGCCGGUAUGUUGGAGCCCACAGAAAUGGGAUGUAAUUAAAAACAUGUCAUUGUGAUGGAGGGCCGAGCUGUAAUAGCUUGAAAGCUAUCGGCUUGUUUCCUACUGAGCCAGCAGAUGGAUAUAAAAGCAGUCAAUCAGAUCUGCUGUUUUUGCUCUUUUGCUUCAAAGAGAAAAGAGUCAUUUCCCCUGUAAGUUUUUCAAAAGAAACAACAAAAAGUUAUGGUUACAUAUUUUAAAGUAGGCGUGCUGUUAUGAUGGGAAGGUAAAGCUGAAAAGCCUAAAAUAUGGUGCUUUUGACCCAAUAAUCUCACUCAUUUGACCACAAGGAGUGCAUUUAUUAUUCUGUGAGAUCUGCCGGAGAAGGCGGCCUAUUUUUUGUUCGACAGUUUGUACUCGAGGCCAAACUCUUCACACAGUUAUGAAAGAGCCUCUUCAUUGGGAAGUCAUGCCCGGGCCUUGUUUUUCUUUGCAUCUGGCACUCUGUCAUUCAAUCUGUUCCCACCUGGCUCCCCACCAAACCCAAAUGAAAACAUCAAAGCGGUCUCUGAUAUCUGAAGUAAUUGUUUUCUUAAAGAAGUGUCAUUGUUGGUUUAUCCACUUACUCCGUUUGAUCGACAGCCACGGUCAAGGUGCCAGGAGACAAAGUCCGGAUGAUAUCAAGUUACAUCUUGAUAAGAAUGCUGUUUGUUAUUGGAUUAGGGAAAGAUUGCACACCUUUGUGUUACAAUAUAAAAGCAAAACACCAAAUUAAAAGUACAUUUACUGAUGGUGGUUAUGUUGUAGAUGUUUCUUUAAUCUCCUGCUGAAACAGAUUAAAAUGUUUAUUAAUCACUGACUACUUAAAAAAACGUGCAUCAUUGAGUGAUGGAGCCAAGGCCUCAGAUUUAGCUCUCAUAUUGGCAAGGAAACAAAAAGUAUGUAUGUGUGUGUAUUUAGUGUGAUCUCAGAACCAAACAGAUUAAUUGAGAUUAUGAUUUGUGGCAUAAUUGAGCAGCCCUAAUUACUUGCACUUGGGUGUGUAGUGUUGGGUGGAGAUCCUACACAAGCUGAAUCAAGUUUAAAGAGUUUGACUAUGUAGACUUAACUUCUUCGUGGCAGGUUUUGCAGAGGGGUGAUUGGUCAUCUUGAAUAACUUCUUUGUUAUUUUUGGUGUGCCUGAAAUGCUCCCAUGAUGCUGGCUGACUUUACUGUCGUCUUUGGUUGGCUUGGUUGCUCUGCCACGGUUAAGCUAACGUAAUGUGACCAGGAUGUCUUAUUCAAUGCAGGCUGCGCCAAACACGGUGCAUUGGUAGAGACUGACAAAAGACACACUCUCUAUUGGAGUGUUAUAAAUAAGAAUAACAUUUCAAAGAGUGAGAAUAAGUGAAACUGGUUAAUCUCUAGCCAUCCAACAGUGCGAGUUACAUUCAAAUUUUGACCAAAUUAUUGGAAGGAACCAUUGAACAUUGGCUGGAAAUUAGUAGGGACAUGCUGCUGUUAUUCUUACCAAAUUCUUACCCUUUGAAUGAAGCUUUACCCAAGCCACAGACAGAAAACCUUGCGUUAGUAAGCAAUGCGCAGGGGGUACCAAUUGCAUCUAUUUUCGAUGUGGAGGGUCGGCCAUAGACUUUUGCCCAAAGUGCCCAAAUCCGAGACAAUUUGGGCAAGGUCUCAAGGUGUUGAUAUCUGUCGAAGUAGGCCUGUCAUUUAAGCCUAUGGCCGACCCUUUGCCAGCAAAGACGACUUGAGCACAGUCUCAAAGCGUCACUAUCUGACGAAACAGGACUCUUACUGAAGUCUGUGGCAGACCCUCUGUGUCGAAAAUGGACGCGAGUGGUACCCCCAUGUGCAUCGCUUACUGACGCAAAGGGUUUCUGCCUGUCCGUCAAUAUAUGACGAGUUGGGAAUGAGAACGUGUUGGUGAAAACUGUCCAAUCUGAGCAGCUGUACCCAGGCAGAACCUGGGACUCCUUCACUCCUUUAGGUCUGAAAAUGAUCAAUAUUUGGCAUUUGAAGAACGUAGAGGGACAAACCACCUUUUUAAUGUGUUAAAAAAAACACUGAGCAAGGCUUUAGUGAGUGUUUUGUUUCUUAAUUAUUUAAGAAACGUACCCGACUGUUUGUUAGGUUAUGCAACACGCUGAUAAAUCCUCAUCUUAACAGCCCUUUGCUCAGUGACAUUAACUACCAAAACAUAGACUGCCGUAACAAUAAAGCAUCCCUCUAAAAGCUUUCUUGCUAAGCCAAGCAUUUAAGCUAAGCAACCAUAGGGUCAUUGAGGAAUAACACACGAGCCUGUUCCUUUAUUUUUCCUUAAUACUGGACUAUCUCCAUGCUACAACACAAAAACACACAUUAUUUAUCUACAUUACUGCUGGAGAAUGUGUUUUGACAAAACCUCAAGACUUAAAUCAUUAAACCAGCCAGCUACAGGAGCUCAGCUUGCAUAAAUCUGCCAGCAAAAGUUGAUAUUUCAGCCUGUUUCUGAUUGUUUUCCUCCGAAAUCGAGGACAUGUUGUAUCAAAAGUAACAAGCAUUUUAAACCUCAAGUAAAAGAAGAAAGGCUCCACACGCUUCAAUUUCAAUUCUCUUUGACUUGUUUUUCAUUCUGAAUAAUUAACAAACACUUAAAACAGAGCGUUUCCCUCACUUCACCGACCACUCCUCCAGACAAAUUAGUUAUCCUUGGAAACAUCCAGAGAAAGUUAGUGCGCCAGUGGAACUUUUUGACAGCUGACAGGGUGGCCACAUGGCACUAACUUAACCUGUCUGUGUUUGUGUUUCUAUUACAAGCAAACAACCUCUGAGUGAAUCACACCGUUGGGCCUGAAUCACUCCCUUCAAUCAAAUUUAUGGCAAAAUAAAGACCAAUCAAGCUCAAAAUGUGUUUCAAACAUCAAUAUCUUCACUAAGUUGCACCAGGGAAAUGUUUACUCAUCCGUUUAAUGGACCGACAGACUUCUAGCAGCACACUCCUUCUAAUGAGCACAUUAAACCCCUACAGCUUCCUCUGACGGCUAGACACAUUGGAUUGGAUUAUGAAUACUGAAUGAUCACUGGGGCUACAAAUAUGAAUACUGCUUAAACAAGCUAAGAACAGGCCAGGGAUGGAAUUGGAAUACCUUGCGUUUGGUCUGUUUAAAGGAAAUUCAAAGAAAACUGUGUACAGCCUCAGUGCGCCCCAAGUCCAAAAAUCUUGCAGUCACUUUAUUGCAAGUGCGACAUAUCAUUUUGCUGAAUGGGGGUUUCUGUUGAUGGAAUAGAGGGUGCUGACAGGGACCCAACUUUCACUGGAGUAGAAGUCAGAAAACCACUCAAGGAUGUACAAUAUGAGUGUACCACUCUCUCUCCAAUCAUAAGUCAACUUGGAUCACCUAUUGAUUCGAUAGUAACUCUGGUAUACGCUAUAUAGGAACGUUUUUUAACCUAUACUUGAAGAGGAUAUUGAGGUUCAGAGUUACACAUAAACUUGUGCGUGGCAGCUGUCAGCCAGGAGGCCAAAGCCAGCCUCUUCACCUCCUUGCUUAUGUCUAGGUUAACCAAAUAUCAUGUUGAGUCAGCAUUUCCAAUACGAGCCUCUUCAGAAACCAAUGGAUGACAUCAGAGACUUCAUAGUCUGUGCUAAAGAGCACAUUUUUCUCACAUGUGAUAAAGACCAGCUGUGUUCUCACACAUGGCAUGCAUGUGCUAAGCCAGGUCUGAUAUUUUAUUGCAUAGGGCCAUAAAUCUGCUGUAUUUCUGUAAUUUUCACAUUUCAUAAUGAGCUGCAUUUGUCUUCUCGAGCUAUGAGAAUAAGAAUAGUAAUAUCAUUCCUCGCAUGUGCUGGUAGACUUGAUCAGGCUGUUUUGAUUUGGUGAAUUGGAUUAACAGCCCUGUAAUCAACAUGGCUGCAGGUUGGUAUUAUAUCAGUGGUUGUGAGGCUCAGGUGGAAUUAUCCUGAUGGUGUCAGGGUGUCUGAUGAAGCCUCGGGGAGGUAGAGUGACAAGCCUCUUCACUGUGAUUAAAUUCAGAGGCUACUGGUCCCAGUGGGCUUUAAUGGCUUGAUGAGAGAAGAGCUGUUUGAAACCAUUGGGCAGUGAUCCAUGCGAGUUACUGAACAAAUCUGAGUCUAAUUGAGUUAUGUUGGCAACAAGCAGUUAUGAACCAGCUUGUAUGCAUAAAGCAAAACUACAAAGUUCAUUGCUGUCAGCUUAGUUUUCACAGGUUGACUAGUUUUCAUGUUGGCCAACAUAGUUUAUCAGCUGUAUCACGUUAUAACCUGCUGUACAGUUGGAGACAAUGCCAUGUAUACAGUACAGUAUGAUACAAUCUAAUAUGGUUAAUUAAAAUGCAAUGCAACACAUUGCAGCAUGAUGUCUUACAGUGUGUUUGGAUUAAGAGACCAUGUAAUGGAGAACAAAUACAAUGCAAUGCACGACAAUGUGAUGUGAUAACAUAUUAUGUGAUACAGUACAAUACAAUUCAAGACAAUGUGAUAUAAAACAAUACAGUGUAAUGCAAUACAAUCCCCAACACAUUACAAUGUCUGAUAUGUUAUAGUGCUGCGUGAUACCGUAUGUUAUGAUAUUAUAACCUUUAUUUAACCAGGUUUGUGCCAUUGAGAUCCAAGAUCUCUUUUGCAAGAGAGACCUGGCCAAUGAUACAAUACGAUGCGAUAGUUGAUCAGUGGUAACACCUGUGUAACUCAGCAGCGGCAGUGCUCAGUCUUUAUAAUUGGCCAGUGUAUAUUGUGGUAUUAACUUCUAUCCAGAGUGCUUAAUUAAUCCCACUGGGAAAAAUGGACUUAAAAGGACAGAUGAUACUGUUUAACAUUAAAAUGAAAAGCCAGGGGACAAAACAGCACAUUGUUACAACAAUAACAAUGAGAGCAGCGGGGUGCAGAGUCCCCGUAGCAAAAUAUGGAAAUUCAACAUUUACAAACAUCCUCAUUUUUCCUCAGAUUAUUCUCAAAGGACAGAAUAAGCGUUCAAUUUUUAGGAUGUUCCUCAUAAAUAUGACAGCAUUAUACUAGUCUUUUUCAUUUAAGGAAAACUUUAAAUUUAGGGAGGUUUUCAUGUUGAAUUCCUGUUAUGAUGUAACAAAUGUAAAUUAGUCAAAUGUUGGAUCAGAACAGAUGUGUCAGGGUUUUUCCAGAUGACACUGUCUGAAGGUGUAUAAAUCCUGACGCUGUCAUAUGUCUUUUUUACUGUCCAAUACUUCAUUUGAUUAAGUACGUCUUUGCCAGGUGUUUGACACAUUUAUGUUCCAAAUCAUAACCUUGUCAGUGUAAAAACACCCAGUGAUCCCCCCCCACAUGAAUGAUUUUAAUGGAACCAAUCAAACUUUUACAGUACGCCAAGAACAAAUCAUAAAUCUUUGUCUCUAUUUUGGUUUUAGGGGUGCAGGACUCACAUCAGGAGAAGAUUAUAACAGUGUCUGGAGAGGGAAUGGUCCAGAGCCCUGACUUCCCAAACACUUAUCCCAGGAAUACCGAGCUGGUCUGGAGACUAGUGGCGAGCAGUAACAUGAGGAUCCAGCUCACGUUUGACGAGAGGUUCGGUCUGGAGGACCCUGAGGAUGGAAUAUGCAAGUAAGAACAUACAGAUUUUUAUUGAUAUCUUGGUAUGGUUUUAAACUGUAAUUUGGGCUAAAAGUUGAUCAGUAGGCCAAAAUUCGGUAACACUUUAUAAUAACUAUACGUUACAACUUGUUAAUAGAGCAUCUGUAAACUGUUAAUUAAUAAGUAAUUCAUGACUUGUUAAGGAUUUAUAAUGAUGCCUUACAGAUAGUUAAUAUAUCAUUAAUUAACUGUUAGUUUAUGAGUUAUAAAUGACUUGUUAACUGUAUGUAGAUGAUUUAUAACUAUACCUCACAAAUUGGUAAUAGAUCAUGAACAAGCUAUCAGUAAAUUACUAACUUAUAACUUGUUCAGUAUCAGUUAGAAGUUUAUACAUGUUAUUGGGAAGUCAUUUUAUAGUUGCAAUUAUUCCACAUUUAUUAACAGUUAAUAAAUGAGGAAUAGCUGCAACUUUAGAAUAACAAGUCAUUAGUAACUAAUUUACUAAUAGCUUGUUUAUGAUCUAUUACCAACUUUUAAACUAUAAACUAACAGUUCAUUAAUGAUUUAUUAACCAUCUAUAAGGCAUCAUUAUAAAUCCUUAACAAACACUUAACAAGUCAUUAAUAACUAAUUAAUUAACAGUUUACUAAUGAUCUAUUAACUAGUUAUAACAGAUAGUUAUUAUAAAGUGUUACCCCAAAUUCUUCUUCAUGUUAAGAGACUACGCUUACUUCUACUGUAAACUUACUGGGGGACUUUGAUUUAUAUCAGAACAGGACAAAAUCCAGUUUAAUUGUCCAAACAUUAUAGACUGAUAUUUCACAUCAGACCUUUCAUACUGAUGUUACAAAUGUGCUACUCUCCAAAUAACUCUCUGAACAGCUUAUAAAUUUCAACAUUAACGAUAAGAAAAAGUAUUUUUUAGUGUCGAAAUGAAAUAUCCACCACCCUUGAUGAGAUUGAUGACCUCCCUCAGCAGUUAGCUGUUGCAGACUUUUAAUUAAGAGCCUCCUAUUUGCUUGUUUGGCCUCGCUCCCAUCAAACAGGGGGUUCCCCAGGAUGGCACACCAGAUGUAUGUCGGUCUGGAGUAAAGACAUGUCCUGCCUGUGUUUGUAGCCAUCUCUAAAGAUUUAGAGUCAGAGUGUGGCCAUUUGUGAAAUUGCCUCGGUCUGGCGUGGCAGCUCUGGAAUAUUGAAAACCCAACAUCAGAGUGAUUUGUUUCACCCAAGACACCAUGAUGACGUGGUUUAGACCGGCGUAUUUUACUUGAUGUGGUCGAUAUUUUUAGCCCCUCACAUGAUUUUUCAAAAGACACGUGCCUCACCCACUGACUGUCACACAUAAACUCAGACACACACACUCAUAUAAACAGCAGAAAAGAUCCUCUGCUUUAUUGAGGAGCCCACUUUCAAUUACUGCCGGGGUUUGCCUCUGUUGCCGUUCAAUUCAAAGAGGGAUCCUGAGCAGCGGCGAUCGAUUUACCCUCUGUGCAUUAUGCUCAGUGCCCUGCUGUCAAUAUAUCACAACUGACUGGUUAGCAUGGAGGAGCCCAUAAAUGAAAGAAGGAGAGGAGCUGGGGGAGGGUGACCUCACUAGUCAUUCCUGGAGAGCCCCCUAAUGGAGAGUCAGGUGAAUGACAGCUUUCUGCAGAUCUGGCUCAUUCAGAGAGAAGAUUGAAUUUUCCUCGUCAGACCGAUAAAAACUGAAACUUUGAUGAGUCAUCGAUGCACUUUUUUUAGUUUUUGAAGAAAGCUUGAUUGUUGUUUUAAAAAUACAGACACAAUUUUGCAUUUAACAUCUCAUUACUGGCAGCUUAAAUGACUUUUUCUUCAACUGAGUGUCCGAAAACAUCAGAAUUGAAGUAGCUUUUAAGUGCUUUGUAACAGACAAUACCAAUAAAUGAGAUCCAAUCAUAUUUUGAUGAUCAUUUCAUAUCAAACAAUAUACUGAUGGAUGAACUGGCAGAGGCUUUGAGUGGCUUUGGCAACAGAUGUGCUGACUGUCGCUCCAAGAAAAUGUUUGUUCAAUAUCUUAAAAGACCCUCAAAACUCUUUUCCACUUUUAAAAUGUUUUAUUCAUGUGUUAAGGACCUGAUUGAGGUUUUUAAAGGCUGAAAUUUGGCCUUUGUGAAGCCAGUAUUGAGGUCUUGUUUGGAUGCUGGACAUGGCAGCAAGAGAGGCAUCUCUUCAAAAAGUAUCAGAACUUUUUACGAGUCGUAAGACUUCUUUUGGUCGUCAAUAGAAUAGAUAGGAGACAGGCUUCUAACAUUUUCAGAACACGACUUUUUGACCUGAAAAGAUGGGGCUUUGAAUUUUAUUUCAGGCUGUAUUACUUUCUUUAACCUUCCUCCUGUGUUAGCUUUUACCAUGUACCCACUAUGUUAAGGGUCGGUUUCAACCUGUGUCUUAAAUCAGCUGUAAAUUACACUAAAAACAAUUCUCUAUCAUCCAAUUUGGUUCCCCUCUCUAGGUUAACUUGUUAGGCUUCAUUAUCCAUGAAAAUAUUGCUUAUAAUAUUUUAUGUAGUGGGUCUCUGGGCCUUUCUUUGUCAGUAUACCCCUCAUACAGACAUCUAUUCUGUAUUGAUCUUACAUGUCUGGACAUGCCCGACGUUGUUUUUUGUGCAGGGAAACACAUGGAAAAAUGAGAAUUUCCUAAAUCUCACAUGAUUGGAAGAGGAUCUGACUGUCAGUGCGGUGUCUGACAGUGCACAUAUGAUUUUAGUUUUUGCUCUGAUUAUUAGAUAUUGAUCUAACCAGGUCAACAGCGAUCCUAAAACAACAAGUGCCAUAAUUUUAAUAAGAGCAUUUUAUGAUUUAGUCAAUUAAAUUUUUUUUUUAUUAUUUUGUUGAUAUCGAGUUUCCUGACAAAAUCAAAAAUGUGUAAAACGGUGCAGACCCUAACACAGGAGGAGGGUUAAAUCAGACACAAACAGUAAAUAUUUAAUAAAACAAACACUCAAUAAAGUGAAAUCUUCCAUUAUUCAUCAAGAUGUGCAACCUGCCUUAUAUUGGCUUGAACUUCCAUUAGAAGUUUUACGGUAAUGAAAAAUAGGUCCAUAAAUCAAUUUGUGUCUCGAUCAGUGAAAGUUCCUUGGUGUCAGCUUUAUUGAUCAACCAAAUAUCUAUCAUCCUGACCCACAGAAACAGCUAGAGGUGGCUUUUCACCUGAUUUAGCUGUCAAAUGUGUUGCCAUGCUCAAUAAUUUUCCUCCUGUCCCCCGGUCUUAAAGAACGCAGUAUGUAAGUGCAGGUAAUUUAAGCCCCUCACUCAGCUCACCUCUGCGGUGGGCCGGGAGCUCCUUGACGAAUGAGGUUAGUGUUGCUGUUGAAAACCCCCGAGAGGCGAAAGUUCCACCUCGGGGCAGGGUGCAGACUGACAACCUUUGUGCUGUCCCGCCUUUUUACAAGACAGCACUAGUCAGCGUCCUCGGGGAGAGGGGCGCGAGACAAUAACUGCAUCCUUUUUUUCGGGGUCAUGCAAGUCAUCGCCACGUCUACUGCUCUCGCUCUCACAUUUUUCAUUUUCUCUCUAUCUCCCCCCUAAAAAACCCGCCCCCGCCAAUGAGGCCCAACAGGUUUUGAUCCGAUCCCAAGAUACACAGUCUUGGCAGGGCCGGGGAGACGGCUGAAUGCAGCAUGCAGUCACAAGCAGAAGCAGAAACAGACACACAUUCACAAGUCUAUCUGCUUGUUAUAACUCUUGCCUUUUAUUCCCUCUCUGUCCCACAUACACAGACUCGCAUAAACCAGCCCCGGGCCAGGUCUGCAUAUCUGCUUUCAUAUCUUUCAUUUUGCAACAAAUUCUUCCCAAUCUUUGCCCUUAGACCUUCCUCUGCUGCUGCUUCUUUCCAUGCGCAUCAUUGAUAGCUCCUCUUACCCUUUCGCCACUUCGCAGGGUAAUGCAAACAAACAGGAAUGUAAUCUCCUGUCCAAUGAUUCGCAGUGAUGGCAUGGGGAAGAGAGAGCAAACAGCAGAGCUUGGCUUUAGGAAGCCUGCAGCGAGAAGUCUUCGCUAAAGAUGAGAGCGAGAGAGGGGGGAGAGGCUGAGCAGCCGAGAUGCUCAUCAGCUAUUCUGUUUGUCUGUGGCACGAUGAAAAGCAUUCUCACCAAAUCCACUGGAAGAAAGGCGUAUUGGAGGGGGAUCGGUCUUUGCUGCUGGUUGGCAUGGCAGCGGAGUCGUGCUUGAUGGCUCACAGACAGGGCUGCACUCAGACAUGGCUUUUUUUUUUUUUUUUUUAUCAAACCAGAUCACCACAAACAGUGUUGGUGUUACUAAUCUGCAACAUCCAGGCGGCAGAUAUGAAGUGUUUACUUACAUGAGAAGACAGGAUGAUCAUUAAACACCCUUUAUUUACAGGGAGGUAAUCCCAUCUGCGCUGUAUAGGAGAUUCCUUUCGCUGUGACUGUAUGUACAGUUUGGUAUGUAUGUCAGUGUAUUUGUAAAUCUGGGAAACCGCUGUUCGACAUGCUGAUACUGAACACAUGGCGAUGUGUAAUGAUCAGGGGCGUCCUGAAUUAUUGAUGAGCCAUCUGUCAAAGCUCUGGAGCUGUCUGAGGACUGAUUUUCAGAGAGGAAAGCUUCUCUCUCUUCUCCACUGACCUCCAUCAAGAUGAGGCUUAACUCCGACUGUAUCCUUUUCCAGCACCAUUUUCCACCAUGCUGGUUUGCGUUUAUGUGAAUGAAUGUUUUAUAGCACAUGUGGUUAUCUAACAUUUGUGCAUUCAUUGGUUCGCAAAGCGAGCACUCUCAGUCUGUUUGUUUGAGCGCAUUACAAACUUCCUAUCUGACUUUCUAAAUCAAAGGCAGCAGAGUCAGUCAAUGUAUCGACGCCUCUCCCCUUCAGUUUAUUCAACAUCACAGAAAAUCCAUUUUUAGUCCCGCUCAUGUCCCCUCAUGUUGUUUUAUUCAAACCAACUCAAACUGAAUCUGUCAAGCCUGCGCAGAAUGUAAACAAUGUCCCUGAAAUCCAAAUAUCCGAAUUGGCAGCACUGAAUGAGAGGUUAGCGUGCCUGUUGACGCAAAUGGCAGAGUGAUUUAUCCCAGACUGUAAAGAGUCGGUGAAACAAGGCGGUAUUGAACGCACCACAGCUACUGGUUAAACACACAGGUAUAAAUAAUGAAGGCUGAACUCCUGAACUGUGUGUUUUAAGUGCUGAGGUUGGUUGAUGUUAGCCUUGGCAUGCUGAAAAAGAGUCUGGAGCUCGGCCAUGUGCUCCUGCGCUGCACACUGUUUACAGGUCUUCUGGGUCGGCGGGGUGGUCAGUGAGACACAGACUGUCAUGUAAUUACAGGGUUGCAAAGUUUGCUCCCCACAACAAGGAAAAAAGUACUUUUAUUUAUACUUUUCUGAACUGUAAUGCCUGUUUUUAUUUUGUCUUCUCAAAUCUGUGAUGUUAGAUAUUUGAAUGUUUCAUCUGUCUUUUCCGUAAGAUUUUUUGGUCACACUUUCUAUAAAACCACCCUCCUUAUGAGUGAUUAUAAGCAUUAAAAAAACAACCUCAGCAAUGUUUAUGCAGAAGUUUAUGCUCUAAACUUAAAGCACCUGUGAGGAGUUUUUUAAAGUUUAUGAAAUAGUCCAAAAUUUAUAUUAAUGCCUUUUUAUGAUAUCCAAAAUCGAUCAGGGACAAAACUGGUAAUAUGGAUGUAGUCAUUUUAAUGCCUGUAACUGGUGCAUCAGGGUAGGUGUCAGCCGAGCAGCUAAAGAAAAGACAUUCGUAAUAAAUAGAGCGUUUGAUUUUUUUUAAGUCUGCAGGAGGAGUUUUCUUUCUCAAAAGACACAAUUUGAGCAUGUAGAGGACAGUAUCAGCAAUGCCUGUUUUGUCCACAGGGGGCGCCAAAGUUGAAUUAAACUUAAACUUCCUCACAGGAGCUUUAAUGCAAAAUUUACAGUGUCUUUAAACUGAAAAUAUCACUCCCACAACUUCAUCCAAACUCAUGAGAUCUCACUCAAUGCUUCAUAGGAAGAUAAAAUGCUAUUAUUCUAAUCUGGAAAAAUGUGUUUUUUAUACUUACAACAUGCUACAGCAUGACUUUAGACACACUGAUUAAACUUUAAUAUACAAUAAAGAAAUCAUAAAGUAUUUUUAUGAUAGUUGUGAUUACUGUAUAAGAUACUAGAUAUGGUUAAUUACUAAUUCACAUAUAAUUUUAUACACUUUUACUAGUAAAGCUCUAAAGACAUCCAAGGGGUACAUCCGUACUUAAAGAAGACCAAAAUUAUAAAAAUUACAAUAAAAUAAGAACAUUUAAUAAAAUAAUAAAGCCGUCAAAGGCAGGUAGUCUUUGAUAUGCUUUAUAAAAGUGAAAAAAGUGUGUUACUUUAUAUAUUUUUAACAAAAAGGGGAAUGCUGAUUAAAGCUCCUGCUGGGAACUUUUGGUUUCUGUCAAUUUUGGCACCCCCCUGUGGACAAAAGUACUCUUGACUGUUGAUCUGGUUUUCUGAUGUUUUUAUUUGUAUUUUGGUAUCAUGUCUAGGGCUUAGUAUGAAUUUUGCUCUAUUUCAUAAAUAUCACAGAAACAUCACAUAUAGGAGCUUUAAAGGCCCAUAUUUUUAAAAUGGUACCAAGGUUUGUUUUGUUUGUACACAGAAUAGGUUCUGUAUAAACUUUUAUGACUGGAGGCAGUUGUGGGAGUUAUAAUGUGUCUUGAAACCCAGAAUUUAAAAGGUGUUUUUGUUGGUAUUGCAUGAAGGUAUAAAACAUUUUAAAUCACACAUUUAUGAGGCAUUAUGUUUGCUGCUGUUCACACUCUAUAAACUUUGUUACACGUUGUUGUGAGGACUUAUGAGGAUUGUUUUCAGGCAUAAUAAAAGUGUCCAUAAUACUUUAUGAGUUGUGGGUUUAUAUAAAGCGCUACCUUUUUGUAUUUGCUUUGUAUUUUCUGAUUCAGUCCAUUGAUUCUCAGUCUAAAACGGCUUCUGCAGUUUUCAGGGAUGUUCUGUUCUUAGCUUGAAAUUGCUGUGUAAUUUAAACUCUGAAAAAGUCCAAUUACACGGCUUAUGUCCAUGUAUUUUGAAAAGGAGUUUCUGACAGUGAAAAUGGAAGUGCAUCUCUAAAAACUCUGUAUAUUGUUGAACCGAUAAAAGCACAUUAUGUCAGAAUUGCCUUUGCAUAACGUCCUUCAACAGUAAGUGUAUUUUUAUUCACAAGGAAGCCCAAAGCUGGAGGUGUAUUCAGAGUGAGCAAUAAUCAUUUCUAUGUAAUAAAGUGAGUUUUCACUGCAGCUGAGUGUUUAUUAUUGAGAAAAGAAAAGAGACGUGCAGCUCCUGUAGAAUCAUCACACUGCAAAGAACAAUAUAACAAGAUCCAGACGUAAUUAAAAACUAUAUGUCAGUGACAACAUGUAGCAUCAGCGUAAUAGUCUUGUCAGAGAGCUGUGUCGGCAGCUGUUUAUACCGCACUGUCAACCAACCUGAGAUUUGUCCUGAAUAUAAAAGCUGUAUCCGGUUUAAUUCCAGGCAGUAAAUAUUAGAAAUGUGUCACUGCUGAGAUCCACAGUAACCUGCUGUUAAAGAUAUUUAUCUCCUUUUUUUGAAUGAGGUUAAACCUUUAUUUCCCUUGGAGGCUUGAUUGAUAUUAAGACACGAGUGCUUACUGAGUGUAACAGCCAAAAAGAAAGUCAACUUUAUAACAAGUCCUCUUCAUCUGUGGUUUUCAACCGGUGGGUCAGGACCCAAAAGUGGGUUAUGCCGCCAUUUUCAGUGUGAUGUAUGCAGGAAAAUAAUGGAAAAGUCUUUUUCAUUGCUUUAUCUUGAAGAAGCAUGUGUUUUCUGUGACAACAGUGGGGUCGUUUCAGCUUGAUACCAGCUGUCACCUGCCAUAUAACUACAUGAUGAAUAAGUCUGAGUCACUUUGUCAGUAAGAAGGUGGUGGAAGGUUUCUGAGGAACCCUUUAGUUAAGCUUGGAAGAGUCAAUGUUAAGAGUUAAUCCAAUACCAGUGACAGAUUGACAAAUCAAUUAGUUUGUGUAUUAAUUUAUAAGACAAUAAGGCCAUUUAUCAACCUUGAAAAUUUUCACCAGAAACCAGCUCCCUUCAAGGCUGCCAAACAGGAAGUUGUGGCCGUGCCCCCACAGGACACCACUCGGCCUAUCAAUACAAGUGCAUCACACAUAUUACCAGCUGUCAUAACAGCAGUGGCUGGUUCAACUCCCCACAACCCUUUGCUGUGUGUUAUCCCCGCAUUUUUCAUCUCUCCAAAGGCGAAUAAGCUCACAAACUAACUUUGAAUAUAACUGCCUAUAACAACUCCUGUUCAACAGCUGCAAAGACAAAGUGACAGCGGGUCAUUUAUCAAAAGCAAAACUACAUUAGCGCUGUGCCAGCAGAGACUGAGGCAUUAGUCAGAGUUUACAAAAGGGUCAGAUAUUUGAGGACCUGAUCAUAUUCACACAGAGGCUGUUUGUCUUCUAUGUGGGGUUUAGGAUGGAAAGCUUGAAUGCUGUUCAGGAUAUUCGGGCUACCUUUAGGAUAAGCAGAUAUUACCGUUAGCUAGGAAGUAGUUGAAAUGCAGUCAUUAGCUAAAAGUACCUUGGGAAUCUGGAUUAUGAGCUUCUGAUUGUGUUUACAGCUGCUCCUGAUCAGCUUGUGCUGUAAUGAUAAUGAGUGUUGGAUCAUUUACUAAUUUUCCCUCUUCCUCUGUCCUUUUUCUGUCUGUAUCUUUAACUUUCAAUCAUCAUUUCCCAUUAGAGUCGCUAAUCAACAGCCUUUUUUGCGAAACCCUGAGCUCCAUCAUGCCGUAGGUUCCUCUGGAUCAUUGCUGCAAACAUUUUCCUGCUGUGGACCUGCCUACUUUCCAGCUGUUUUAACAUCAUGCAUCAAUCUCACCUCUGUCCAUCUCUCUCUUUCUUCAUCUUCCUCUAUCCCCUCUCCCCUCAGGCAGAUGACUGUCCAACAUGAGUCUGGUUCUGCUCGAGGUUUCUGCCUGUUAAAGGAAGUUUUUAAUCUCCACUGUUACUCACUAAAUGCUGCACAUUGUUCCUCUCAGAUCGAUUGAUUGAUAACAUCUGUGGUGGUUACUUGGAGUUAGAUUAGGACCUAUAAUCAAGGAUGGCUCAGAUUUCUCAUUUCCUUUGUCUUAUUCCACCAGGUAUGAUUUCGUGGAGAUAGAGGAUCCAGCAGAGAAAGCCAUCCUGGGUCGCUGGUGUGGGUCUCAGUCAGUACCAACUGCUCUCACUUCCAAAGGCAGCCAGGUCCGCAUCCGCUUCAUCUCUGACGAGUACUUCCCCUCCGAUCCGGGAUUCUGCAUCCGCUACUCCCUCCUGCCUGCGGUACGUACAAAACGGAGUGAAAACAAUCAUUCCUGUCAUCUGUCUCAAAGUUCAGGGAGUCCACAUGGCGGUAAGAAGUGCCUCUCCGUGAGAAAACAAUCGAAACCAUUUGCUUGCAUAACAUGGUGUCUUAAUUUGCAGCCACCAUUCCUACUAAUGAGUGUGCCGGGGUUUGAGCAGCAUUGGGGAGAGAUUCUGUUUGAGCAUCUGGCACCUGUACGAUCAUUUGUUUUAUGAAGACACACACUUGAGCACAGAUUGAAAAUAACAACCAAAACCUUUGCAAUCUCAGCAGGCAACCCAAAGCCUUAGUCUGCAGAACUACAUAAAAAAACUGAGUAUCCUUCAAUCAUUAUAUGAGAAUUCUUGUGCAGAAGAUACCAGAAUAGUUAUAUAAUGUCAGAGAGUGCACAAAAUGACAGAUAUCCUUACGAAAGCUAGUUUCAAACUGUAAUUUUCUCAUUUCCUGGGGCUCGAAUAGUUUUGCUCUUUAAAUAAUCGAGUUGUCAUGUUCUAUUUUUGCUCCAUAUAAAUCCAUAUACCCUCUGAACCCCUACAGUAGCUAUGGAUCCAGUAAGCUAACUCUGACAGAUGAGGUGUCUCACUGACGUUGAUGGUGUUGCCUGAGACUGAGAUGGAGAAAAUAAGUGGCUUCAGGUUCACAAAGAGGUCCUCUGACCCUCGGGGGGAAUCAUUCAAGCCCCUGAAAUGAAAGCAGGAAUUAAGAGAUAGAAGUGCUUUUUGUGGGGAAAAUUGUCAAGCUGCUGUCUGUCUCUCCGUUUCAUUUUCUGUUUCAAGUUCUGUCAAAAGUAAUUUCCCCUUUUGUGUUUUUACAAUAGCCCACUUCAAACAGACACUCAUGUUAUUUGACUCUAUACUUUGGGCUGGAAUAUAUUUUUGGCAACACAACAAAACCAACCCUUCUUUUUUCGCUCCGUCCCUGUUAUUUCUCCCCUUCGUUUGUCCUAGCUUGUAACAUAAACUGUAAUCACCAGCUUCAUGCUUUACCCCGAUGUCAGUUUGUGUUCACCUUUUAAACUUACAGCAGAUAAAAUCAGAAAAUUCAAGGUGUACUCGGAGCACAUGUUGUUACAAGGCUGGCAGCUUAAGGGUUUGUGUGAUGAGUUUGAUAUAGUCGGUAGGAACCAAGAAAACUAUUUGCUACUAAAUAUUAUCAGUUUGUUAUUGAAAAUAGUCAUUUUUUCUUUGUUAAUUUGGCCCUAACCCCCAAUUUCCACCGCAUCCGGAACGGCUGUAAAAAAGGCCGCAUGCACCGAUCACAGCUGAGCUCUCAGAGCAGAGCCAUACCAACACAUAUAACUCUAGUCAUUCUCUUGAAGAAGGUGUUUCUAAACUUGGCAAAAGAUCUUCUAAACUUUUAUACUGAAUGACUCACUAUUUUAAUAUCAUUAUUGUCAUACGUUGUUUUUGAUGAUAUAUACUGUUUCUGCUCAAAUCCUGUUCAUACCCUGUUCUAGUUUUGUCAUCUUAGAUUAAGCUGAUUAGCAAACUAAGUCUGUAGGAAGACUGUGGGACUUGAUCCUGCCAAAAAAAGCUCUGAUUGGUCAGUUUUUGAGGUGGACCCAGUCAAACUGUUGAUAAAGUUUGCAAGCUAGACUGAAACCCAGUCCGCAGGCUCCAACUUUCAACUUAUUUUUAAACUUAUCCAUGAGUUAGAGAGAGGUCUGCCCCCACAGAACCUUACAUAACUUCAGUGACAAAAAAAAAUAUGAAAGACUUCAGUGUCUGUCUUUGUCUCGAUCCAUCUUCUUCCCACAUUCUCUUUCACUUCUUUUUUUCUCCUGUCCUGGCCUUCAGACCACACACACACACACACACACACACACACACAAACACAAACACACACAAACACACACACACACACACACACACACACACACACACACACACACACACACACACACACACAAAAGCCUGCAGAUAAAGUGAAGAGAUGACUCGCCGUGUUAUAACCUGUCAUGUUUUACUUCACUUCUCCAGCUUUAAGUAAACAGCUCUACUCCUCAUUAAUCCAUUACAGCCUGCAGCGCUGUGAAAACCCACAAGCACAGAUACACAACUGAGGUCACUGACGGCACUUUGUGUUCUCUCUCUCUCUCUCUGUGACUUCUUCAAAAGCUUUUUUGUUCUUCCAGUCAUCACAGACAUUAUUACUGCGUCUCUCUUUUCACCCCUUAAACCUAAAACAGCCUUGAUACAUAUCACGUCAUGCUGAGUAUCAAAGCGGAGCCUCUACACACAGAUGUGUGAAAGAAGACAGUCAGUCAUUAUUUGUUCUUGUCUCAAACAGGAACUUUGAUGCAUAUUGUUGAAUUACUGCAGGCUGCUGCUGAGACACUGUAAAGAGGGCGGUUCACUCAAUCUAAAGCAGGAUUGUGACGAUAGAAGCUUAGAGCUUUUCUUCGUCUGAUGAAGAUGGUUUAAUCCAAUAAGACACUAUUACAAGAUGUUAAUCGAUUCCAGGAUCCCUUAAGGGGAGGAAAGUAUUAUCCAACAAUCAAUUUUUCUAACGUAGACUUACUUUUAAUUUGAGCAGCGGUCUGUGUGAGAUUAGAAGUCUGCAAAGAUUACUUUCAUAUUUUGACAUGAGGUGUACUUUUAACAUUUUUAACAAGCUUUGUCUUUGCAGUAAGUAAUAAAACACAAAGAACAAUAGAGCUGAUUUUGGACCACAACUACAAAUGUGUCUGAAACUGCCCCCUUUAAAAAAAACAGCUGAUGUUAUUCUGAACUCUUGUUCAUACCAGAAGACAUCAUUUCUUAUCUAUAAACCAAGUGAACCCCUCUUGACUGAGGCCAGAGCUGUCACUCACAACCACUGAGCCAGGAGGAUGGACAACAGAGAGACACAAACUACGUUUGCAUGCAAUCAAUUUUUGUGUUAAGGUCAAUAUUUCGGUUUCUGAAACAUUCGGAAUAUCCCUUUUACAUGCGUGAGCAAACAGGGUUAUUCCCGUUUACGUGGUAUCCCAAUCAAAACAGCAACACACGGACAACAUCUCAACACACAGAGAACGUUAUGACCAUAGACUGUAUAUAUGAUGGACAACUUGGUUCAGCCUCCCGCCUGUAUAUGGAUUUAAAGUCGAAAAGCUCUCGGUAAUACAGCGAUUUUUUACCACUUCCUGAAAUCAACAUUGCGCAGUCGCAUUGUACGCACACCACCACUUGUGCAGUAACAUCGUACGCAUUUGGCAGGAGAGUCGCUGAGAGUCGCUGUGCUGACGCUCGGCUCAAACUGCAUAUCCCCCGGGUGAGCUACGCAAUCUUCGUACGCCCAUAGGCUGUAUCAAGUGUCAAUCAUCGACAACAUGAACUCCCUAAUAACUUUUAAAAACGGAGCUGUACAGAUAAAAGAGGACUUGAGCACAAACCAGUCUUACAAAAACUACAUGUCAACAUCACAACCAGGGGGGAGAAAAAUUUAUAUUCUGUUUAAUUAAGUUCUAAAGUUUGUCCACAACUCCAUAGGGAUUGCUGGAGAAGGCGGGAUUUAUGACUGAUACUGCAGCCCGUCACCAGAGGGUGCUGUUUUCGCGGUGGCUUCACCCAGCGAGGAGGCAGAUGUUGUCCAUUCUAUAUACAGUCUAUGGUUAUGACGCAGUCUAGGACUUCCUGUACUCAGGGCCCAAGAUUCCUUGCGAACAGAACAUGUGCAGCACACAAAUUAAUGUUCCUUUUGAUUGGGAUUUCCAGAUCGACAUGACCAAAAAUUUGGGUUAGAAAGAGAGUAACCCAGGGGUAAUUAUCCGGGUUUUUAAAAACAGGAAUAUGAAAAUAUUGUUUUUCAAAAGGGUUAUUGGUGUUUACAUGGCCGUGCACAACCGGGGUUAUUGCUCAUAUUCCAGGUAAUGACUGCAUCUAAAUGUAGCAACGGUGAUUGUCUGCAGCAAAGUAGCAAGUGGUAAAAGUCGUCAAAGUUAAUCAUCAGCUGAGGCAGAGUUAUAAUGUUAAACAAUUUUAAAUGAAGCAGAAACAUAAAACAAUCAUCAUUAAACUGAAGUGUGGUGUCAGUGUGAGUGAGAAUGUUACUGAGAAACCUAACGCUGGAGCUGAUAUCGGAUGGAAACAUCUAGAAAUAGUCAAUGAAGGUUUCUAAGGGUUGUUUUUCCACAACCAUAAUGUAACCAUAUGAUGGAAAACUAUGCUCCUCAUGCAUGGUUAUGUUUUAGUUUUAUUUAUGUACAAUACUUAGAUUUAAAGUAUUAGUAUUAUAACACAAAUUCUGUCUCAAGUUUUCGUAGUCUUUUCUUGUCCGUUAGUUUGUAUUUAAAUGUCCAUAAAGGGUGUUAGUUGCUUCGGGACAUCCCUCGUUUCAAUAUUCACGGAAAAGUUAAACUUAGAAGUGAAGUCUGACCGGAUUAUUUUGCAGCAGAGUAACCACUGGUGUCGGGAUGUCCGCCACAAACUUUGUGAUGGAACAAGAAACCAAGUUUUUCUUUCAUACACCCGCUCUGGAAAGUGUGGAAACCACAAGGGGGGGAAAAGGAAGCUAUGGCCUCGGCACGUUUGGCCCGGCUUCCCUUUGAACUUUCCUCCGACAGAGGAGCAGCACGCACGAACAGCGGCACUCUGUUUCCUCUGAGGUCAACCGGCAGCUACUGGAACCUGGUGCCACGCAGGGGCCAGCACUUGAGUUUAUAUUUAAACAAGCAAUGAUUCCUCCUCCAGCACUUCCACGCAAAGGAAGAGGGGCGAAAAAUAAGAGCUGGUCUGUAAUUCACAGGAAGAGAUUUGAGGAAGAGCGAGAGAGAGGUGAGGCGAAGAGGUUGUUAAAACAUUGAAGAGCGGGAGUCUGUUUGAGGGGAGUCGGGUUGGGGGUUAAAAGAGCAAAUAAAACAUACAUCAUUGUCUCUGCAAAGGCCUUUUUCUGGAGUAAAACACCGCUGCAAGCUAGAUCUGAAAAUGAAUCCUCCGUAUUUGUUUAUUUUUAUGGAUUGCAUUAAAGUUUUACGCACUCAGACUUGAAAAACGGGGAUAAGAGAGGGAAGGUAAGGAAUAAAAUCCUUGAUAUAGCAAUGACGGGCAGCGCCAUGCGGGAGGUUUUACUGCUGGCAUGAAGAAACUGAGCUCUGUUUUUACACCAACCGAAAUUGCAGUGUGUGGCAUAUAGUGAGAGAAACAAAUACUACAUUCACGCACUAAAGUCCUUGUUGUGUACUCAAAGCUCUCUUGUGCAAGGAAGUGGUUUUCUAGCUCCAUGUUAAAGUGAAAGAUAUUGUUUUCCAAAGCUCUCCCAGGAUGCUAUUUCAGAUUUCUCAUCUCAACACAGUUAGCUGAACCUGUCAUUUCACUCACCAGAAAUAAGAGCGUGCGGUUGUGCAGCGAGAGAACAAAGAGAGCUGGAAAUGAGGUAAUCACAGCUUGAAAACGGGGUUCCUCUUCAAGGGCAGGGGGUUCAGAGAGUGUGGAAGUGAUAAGAGCGACAUAUCCAGCUUACACUUUGAUUCACAUCAUCUGAGAGGAGAAAAAAAAAAAAACUUUAACAAUCUCAAAAAGCAAUUUUCCCUUUCAAAACAUGCAAUCAUUUCAGGGGAGCAGCACAUCGCAAUCUUGUUUUACAACACACUGCUGACUGUGUGUAUGUAUAUCUGAUUAUACUGCAAUGUUCACAAUUGCACAUAUUUUAUGACACUGGUUUUAACCACACAGCUUCUAUUUUCUACUUUCAGCGAACUAUGGUGUGCUGACUCGGCUUUUUUUUUUUCCUUGAAAUUGUCUGAAACUGCAACUUUUGGGAAACUCUCUGUUAUCAAGGCAGCUCCAAAAUACAGCACAGCAGGAAUGGGUGGACUUCCACAGCUUAGAUUCAAAAUGUCAUUUUGGAUGCAAACUUUUGCAGAAAUAUGCAGGAAAAAAAAAAAUAAUAAUUUUGGUCUUAAAACCUUCAAACAUGAUCAGAGUCCUUUGUCAUAAAAGCUAUUUUGUUUAUUUGGUGGAACAAACUCUGGAUUUUCUUGGCUUUUUAAACUAAUAUCUGUCAUGUAGUUUAGGAAAUACUAAUAAUUUAUCGCUCGAGGUUAAAUCCCAGCAGGUAAAUAAUACAGGUGCAGCUAUAAAAACCUACUGAGCCUCGGACAUCUCCCAUCUAUAAUCAGUCUGUAUUUUAGCCUGAAACUAGACGAUUGAAUUUAAUCCAUUUAUUAUUAAAUGUUAAAUAAAAAACAACAGUGAGUUGUAUAAAUGAUGGCUAAAUGUUGGUUUAAAACAUUUUUAACAGUCAUUGAUCAAUAUAGAGUGUAGCUUAGUCUAUUAGACAGCUAAGAAAAGCUUCCAUUUUUAGACCAGUGAUAGACCGAUUUUAGCCCAGAUGUCAAAGGACCAUUAGACGUCUAUAAAACAUCUCUUAAACCGAAAAAUGCUCGAUGGGAAAUAAGCAUGAACACCUGUAGUGACAUUUUGAACCAUGGACUUCGUUCAAAAUUUAAAAUAGACUUGUUAAUUUUUGCAGCUUAUACCAGUAAUAGUUUAUCUGAGCAUUAUUUGCCAGUAUGAAGCCUUUAGUUUCAUCCAACUCUACUGCAAAUGCUAAUAAAUGUGAACAACAGUUACUUUUACAAAAAUUUCUGCAGCACACAAGAAAAAACGACUCAAAUCACUGAGACUGGAGUGACUACCGAAGUUCUGGAUCAUGUUUGGGUCAACAAGUGUUGCAUGUGUUCCAUCACAGACUAUAAUCAGUGAAAACCAGGGUGUUGGUUUUGUUAAUCAGUGUAAAAUCUGAAGAGGUCAUUGGUCAUGAUUCAUAUCAGCGAGAGGUUGGUGGUCUCUCAUCUGUUAGCUCUAUUCACACCACCUUGACGUGUCUCUAAAGAAUUGCUUGGCUUCCUUGUAUGAAGCUGAGUUUGCAGAGCGCCGCUAAUUGGGGGAAUAUUGCACCGCCGACAUUCACAAGCUGUUAAUGGCUUCCAGUCUGCGCUGUUCGCUACUGCCAAAGCUGGAAUAAUAGACUCUCGGCUUCCUUCUGUUGUCUGGAAACUCAUCUCAGAGAGAGGACUGUUCAGUUUCCUCUUAUUUUAACUUCUGUGACGUGAUGUGAGCAGCCAUUUCUCCACAAAUACUCCUGUCCCAUUUGUGUCUGUUUAUCUCAAGAGGUGCCAACUAAACCGAAGGUUUUUUGAAGGCAGCCUCAUUAGAAUGAGUCAAAUCUGUGGCAUGCAGCUGUGUUUUUGUAGCCUGUGGUGCAGCCAUCUCAAACCACCGGCAUCUUAUUUUGAAAAGUGUACCAAAGAGCUCCAGAUUUUUAGUGAAAUGACAGUCAAAUCUUAUAUAUUGUCUCCUGAAUUGCACUUUGUAUUCAGUGUAAAAGCACAACCAGAUUUGCUCAACUUUUCACUCUCUUCUGUCUUGUCUGGCUAAUUUCUUAGUCUGAGAAAGGUGGUGGGAAUCUGUUUUCUUGUGAAAAACAAAAACACUUCCAGGGAAAAUGCUUUAAGACUUGACAGCUUUCCCAGUGUCAUGAAUCCUGGUGUUUGCAACAUGAGAGGUAAACAUGCAGUAAGCCUCAUAUCCUCCCAAGGUAGCUGUCAUGGCCUCUGACUGAAAGGAAAACUUUCUUCUUCCAGAAACCCUCGUGCCUCGCCGGGUUUCUUUAAAAUUCCCUGUAAGUCAUCAGAGCGGAGAUAAGGAUUCCUGGAAUCAUUUUUUUCUUUUUCAAAUAUUUCUGCUUCUCCAAAAGCCAAAAGACCCAGCUGCCAGCUACCGAUGUUUUCAAUGCUGCACAAGCUGCAUUUUUUUGUAGCUGUCACAAUCUUGCCUUCUACCUGUCAGUCACCGAAGAUUAGAGAGACCAGCGAGCUGACAUGUUGGACAAACGCAGCGUCUCAGGACUGAAAGGUUUAACAGAUUAGCCUCUUCUCUUGUGGGAAGACCAGCACCCCAGGUAUCAAUCUUGUCUGAGACUGCACGCUGCAGCCUGCAGAGCCAGGAGCUGGGGACAAAUAAUGCUGCCGCCUACAGGAGCUGAUGGGACAAAGGCUGAGAUGUAAAGUGAGAGGAGGAGGUUAUAUCCACUGACAGCUUGAAAAGAAGCUAUUGAGUCACAUUUGACUGCAAACUGUAUUAAAGGAAUUCAGGGAUUGACAAUCUCUUUAACUCUGUUGGAAUCCUGUUUAUUAGUGUGUAGAGUAACUGGCAGGUAAUGCAGCCAUCUUUUACUCCAUUUUUACUUCAUCUCAGUCCACAUUAAAUCGACUCAUACCCUGAGAAGUCAACAGAGUUUUUGGAUUUUUAUGUUUAUAUGUUAAGGUGACCAUUGUCCUCUUUUACCCGGACAUGUCCUCUUUUUGGGGGGCUGUCCGGCCUUGUCCGACUUUGUCCAGGGGAGUCUAUAAAAUCCUUCAAAUGUCUGCGGUUUUGUACAGGAGUUACGAGUUUGUGUUAAGUGGACUUGCUGAGUUAGAAGCACGUAAAAGACACCCAAUCCAACCCGAAAAAGUCUGAAAAUUACCUUCGUGCAACCUCGUGACUCCGCCCCCGCUUAGUUGUGUCCUGCUCUUGGGAAGUCCGAAUAUGGUCACCCUAUUAUAUGAUGUUUUCUCUCUGCAUGGUUGUCAUGAUCACAGUCACGUUAUUUUUAUUUUGUUCGUAACAUUUCAUGUCUUGUGUUUCCUGUUUUAUUUUGUAUCACUAACCCUUGUCUGUCUCCUCGAUGUGUUCCUGUCUGCCCCCGUCUCCCCCAUCUUGUCACACCUGCCUCCUAAUUGUGUCUCCCCACCUGUCUCCCAUUACCCUCAUUACUGCUUGUAUUUAACCCCAUGUCUCUCACAGUCUUGUUGCCAGUUCGACGAUCUUCACAUUCACUUACCAGUAUUCUUGUUUUUUCAUACCCUGCCUGUUAUCGGCUUUGGUAGUUUUUUUAUCCUGAAAUCUUUGAUUAUUGAACAAGUGUUGAACUAGAGAGCCCUUUUUGUACGCAGCCAUGUUAUUAACCUGUUGCAAAUUAAGUCACGAAUACGAGUUUUUCAUACUGCUUGUGCGAACCUCUUUGAAACAUGUUGCUGGUAUCAAAUUUAAAAAGAAGAAACAGGAAUAGACAAUAAGAUUUUUAGUUUCAACAACUGAUAUGUUGUCUUUGCCCCAUUCAAUGAAAUCAAGGGUUUAAAGCUGCUGUAAGCAACUUUUGGUUUGUGUGUGUUUUGGCGCCCCUGUUGUCAAAGCUUUGCCUGCGAUCUUUUGUAUAAAGGAGUAGUGUGUUCAGACCAAAACUUUAUCUCUGUGUCUUUUGAAAGUGAAAUCACUCAUAAAGAGUAAUUUCUGUGAAAAAGUAAAAGAAGACACUUUUUUAGGCCUGCUGUCAAUCAUCUGGUCUGACGCCUACACCUUCACAGCGACUUCAGGCAUUAAAAUGAAAACAGAGAUAGUAUUGGUUUCAAUGUUGAUGGUCUUGUUUGCUUUCAAAGAUCCAAAGGAGGCAUCAGUAUCAGUUGCAGUCUGAUUUUUUUAAACCAGUUUUUCAACCAAAAUCUGAUUUUAUAUGUAUUCCACACUGUAUUCCAACUUUAUGGUGAGUUAGGAUUGUACUUCUUUAAGGAUUAUGUCAAAAAAAGAGCCUAAAAUAACAUUUUCAGUGACAACGAUACAGAGCACUCUUCAGUCACAGCAUGGAGAAACUUCAGCUCAGAUUUGAUUUGUUUUUGUGUACUCAAAAUAAGAAGUAAGCAGUAAGAUGAGUGUCAAAAACUCUGAUAAAGAAGACGUCUAUGAAUCAACUUGAAUGGAAAGACUGAGGAAGAUGACUGUAAGACGCACAGCUGGAAGGCAGGAGUGAAAAUUUAAGUAUUUGUGACUGAAAAUGACAAAAUUGGAGCAAAGCUGGAAACACAUCCAUCGACAAAACUUAAUAAAUGAUGGAGUUUGGAGUGAGAUUACAUUUUUACUGUAUCCAGUGUAAAUCCUCAAGAAGAGAAGUUGAUAUCCAGUGAACUCACCACUGUGUUAAUGUUUGGUAAAGCUAAUUUAUCUGUCAUCUUUACGGUCUCAACUCUUCCACACAUUACCUAAACACUUCAGGCUUAUACUUCAACCCAGCUGGCUUGGACACUCAUACUUUCUGUGUAACUCAUCUCAAAUCCAAACCACCACUGAAUCUGUCGAACCUGCUUCCAAUUUAAAGCUAAUUUUUACCAUGACAUAAAAUCCACCGCAGAGUAACAGUUCUCCUUUUUAAUAGAUUUACGGUUGAAUUAAGACACAUGCUGUCAUACUGACAGAGUUUUUCCUCCCGUGAAACUUCUCUGUUUUAUUAUUUGUUACCUACUGAAGCCUUGAAUCAUAUGAAAGGUCCUGACUGUAAAUAUCCCGAGGCAGUUUGUGUUUUGAGGUGGUUUUGGGUGUGGGGCCAACAGGACAAGAACACUGAGUACUUUUUUAAUGUCACAAAAACCUGUGAAUGAAUGACCUUUGUUUUCUCUCUCCAUCCCGUCUGCUUGUUCUCCUGCAGAGUGAAUCCGAACCUGAGGUCCCUGCAGUUCCCCCUCCAUCCCAGCAGGGCAUUGAGGAGCUGUCAGAGGCUGUGGCGGGGCUGGGCACCAUGGAGGAGGUCAUGAAGUACCUGGAGCCGGAGCGAUGGCAGGUGGAUAUGGAGGAGUUGUACAAACCUACUUGGCAUGUGUUGGGGAAGUCCUUCGUCCUUAAUAAGAAAGCCAGAGGUAGGACACUUUACUUAAAGGUACAAUAUGCGUGUUUUAGCUUGUUUAUUUAUCAAGGAUUACGAUUUUAGGUUAUGAUUCUUAUCACUGUCGCCCUCUCUGUUUCUUGAAGGAGGAGCCGAUCUCAACCUGCUGAGGGAGGAAGUCCGGCUGUACAGCUGCACUCCCCGUAACUUCUCGGUGCCCUUGCGUGAAGAGCUGAAGAGGACGGACGCCAUUUUCUGGCCAAGCUGCCUCCUGGUGAAGCGCUGUGGUGGGAACUGUGCCUGCUGCUCUCACCGCUGCUACGACUGCCAAUGUGUCCCCACCAGGGUCACCAAGAAAUACCACGAGGUAAAUAUCGACUCGUUUGACAGAUACAAAGAACAGAUCACAGGGUCUGUUUUGAAUUUUUCAGACAUUUGGGUUUUUGGGUUCAACUUAAAAAGGCCAAGAGAACAUACGAUGGUUUGGCUUUUACUUUUAGACUCAAACAAAACCGCCCUGGAAAGGUCCUUGACGGUCUUGAAAUUAUUCUAGAGUAAUAGCAGCUGAUUUGAAAUGAUAGAUUUAAAACUGAUCUGGUUUAUGAAAAAGAAACAUCAGAGUUUAGAGGUUUUUAUACGGCAUAAAGCUUAUCGGAUCUCAAAAGAACAUUAUAAAAACGUCAAUAAAUACUUAAGCUUGAUGUGUAUCAUCUGCAUAGAGAAGUAAAAAAGAAAAUUGCUUGUCUGAUCUAUGUUGUCCAACUCAGACGUACAGAAACAGCCAUUUAAAAGUGUUUGUCCCACACGCUGCUGUCUGUUAGCUUUUCACACUGUGCUAGAAAUUUGUCAAAAUCAAGAUGACCUACAAAGAUCAGAAACAUCGAGGAGCACGGGAAUAAGUUACUAAUAUUUCUUUUCUGAGAGUCUGCAAACUUUUGUACAACAUUAAGUGUAAGGCCGAAGAGUAGCAUGUUAUUUCAAAAUCAUGAGUAUUGAGUGAAAAUCAUAGGAAAUACCUUGUCUACCAAAUUGGACAUGAUGCGUUAAAACAAUAUUAAUCCCACUGAGCAUUUUUUGGUCUAAAACAGGUCUAAUAGACGUCUUAAUGCAGCCUAGACGACUGGUCUGAAAUCAGGCUACCACAGGUCUAAAAAUGAAAGUUUUUUUAGACGUCUAAUAAAGUUUAGAGUAGCCAGCUAACAGAGGUCUAACUGUUUAUUGCUCAACGGCUAUCAUAGUUAUUUUUGGUUAAGUACUUGAAGAUCAGUUACGCAACUCACAGUUGCUUUGUGAAAUAACCGUCAUCGAAUAAUUGGUUAAAGUGCAACGUCUAAAUUCCAUUUUAAAAUAUACAGAAUCUAGACGGUUGAAAUUAGGUCUAGAAUAAAAAAACUAGAUGUCUAAUAGCCGUCUCUUGCUCAGUGGGAUGUAAGUCUUGAGAAUCUGCUGUUUUUGUUAACACAACAAACUUGUCAGGGGCGAGUUUUUCUUUUACUUGACAAAAACAUUAUUUUUGUAACUUAUUAUUUAAAGAUCUUGGGUUGAGUUUCCAGCAGACUGACAAUGACAUACAGGUGUUUUUAAGAAGUGUAUGAUUUCUCUGUUUUUAGAAUAAUCCUGUUUACAUCAGAGGGGGGUUUUAAUAUCUGUCUGUCCUCAGAAUAUCGCAAAAACAGUUAAAUCACCCACAUGAGCAAGACCAGUAGGUGUAGGAUUGUAGAGUAACAUCAUAUGUGUGCUUUUUAAGUGUCUUCUUGAAUGUUAUUUAACUGCGUACGACAUAUAGUGAGCGUGAUAGAUUUAUUUGCCACUGUGCUGCGGUACAAUGAUGAAGAACUGCAAAGUUUCCUUGUAAACAUGCAAUUAAACCUGAGCAGAGGUAAACCACUUGUCAUCUUCCUGCGUGUGCCAUCCAUACAAACAACAGCUGCCGCAUGCAAUUUGAGGUCAUGUUGUCAGCAUCCCCGAAACCUCAGUUUUUGCCACCCUAAUUUAUACACAUGAAUAAUACUUUUUUUUAACCUCUACCUUUUCCAAAACUUCCUUUUUCAGUGACCUAAAUUUCCCUUAAUGUUGGAAAAACAAAAAACAGAGAAGAAAUCUUACUUCCCUUUGGACAGGAUGUAAAAUCCAGUUCUCUCCAAGCAGGCGGCUAACAUUAGCCAAACUCAAAAUGUGUUUUAAAAACAGAAAAUUGACUAAAUCCUUGCUUAAAAACUAUCUUGAUUCACUGAUAUCAGCAACAUUUUGAGACUCUCUUUUCUCGAACGGGUCAUAAUUAUUCACUUUUUCUCUUAGAUCUCGAAAAACUGUAAAACCUCAUUGACUGUUUUCAUAAUUGUGUUGAGUCAGAGGGUGGUUUCACUCCUUAAAUACGAUGUUUGUGUCUCGGUCCUUGACCUCAAGUAUUUCCCCGUUUGGCAGGUCCUCCUGCUGAAACACCGAAGCGGGAGCAGAGGUCUGCAGAAGUCCCUGACUGACGUGCCCUUGGAGCACCAUGAGGAGUGCGCCUGUGUGUGUAAAGAUGACUCGGACUGACCUCAGACACGUGUUACAGCUGCCACUAGAACAACACAGGAUGUAAGAAAUGAACCUCUGCCACUGUUGCAUUGUUCUGUAUCUCAUCCAUUUCCACCGGGAGCUAACAAGAUUUUCCCUUUUAUUCUGUCGUCCUUUCACUAAUUGGAUUAAGCAGAACAGACUGGAAUCUAAUAAAUCUCCUGAAUGGAUUAGACUGCCGUGGGAUACCAAUUGUGUGCUCUGGGUGCUUUUAAGAGAGACAAAAAGUCGCUGAAGCCGUUUUGGACUAUUACCUUUGAGCUUGGAAGACUAUCCUCCAGCCUCUCGGAGAUAAGAACACCACAGCGUUUUUGCCUCUUGUUCUUGAGGUCUUUUUUUAAGUUCAGCUGGUGUGGGCUGAUACUGUCACGAAAAAUGGGAGCUUCUUUGUUCAACUACUUUUUUUUUUUUCAUGUCUAUAAAUGAGCUGGCUCCAGCUGCCUCACUCCCCCAGCCCCUCUAUUAUUACCAUCAAGGCAAAGAAAGGUGCUUAUUCAUGAGCAGUGAUCCUCUGCUCCCCUAUUGUUGUCACCGCAGAUUUAAUCUGAAAUCACUGAAAGCCUUUCUAAUAAGACUGUAUAUAUCAUGUGUAAAUAUGUCAUUUACAUUUCUUUUCUAUACUAUCGUGCUGUUUCUACCAAAGAUUGUCAAGGAGGAGAUGAAAGUCGUGCACAGAAUCAGUUCGGGAUUGUUCGUUAUUAUCCCGACCUUCUGGCCCGUCAUCCAGCCCGGCUCCGAACUACCAGCUCUGCUCUCUCCAGGAACGCCUAGCUUCAAGCACUUCUUAAAAUGUUUCCGAUUGUUCAUAUUCAAUAUUUAUUUGCUUAAUGAAAGGGAAACUUAGGUCCAACAUUUCUUAUUUUCUACUGUACCAUAGAAUUAGUCUGCAGUUUUCAUUGUUAGUCCUUUUUCGUCGCCGUUGUGUCAUGGAUCUUUUUUUCUGUACGGCAAAGUUAUUUAACUUACUUUUGCAAUAAGUGUUUGUGUAUUUCAUUUCUUCUGAACCUCAAAAAUAAAUUCUUCCAUUUCUUAUCGAA
Xyrichtys novacula (pearly razorfish) is the source of this 64693-nucleotide messenger RNA. The record is from the annotation of a GenBank genome assembly. Lineage: Eukaryota; Metazoa; Chordata; Actinopteri; Labriformes; Labridae.